AUGGCAACAGGGAGGACACAACAGAAUGAACAGGCUGGACAGUCUCAACCUCCUACUUUGCCUUAUUACAUGAGAGGUAUGUAACUGGGGCUGCAAAACAAUGAUAGAUCUCAACUAUGUGUUCAUAGUCCUGUGAAAAGAAUAAAGGGGGGUUCCUAUGUGAUCUGUAAUAAGGAGUGAGCUAUAGCAGGUGCAACUGGAGUUGGAACCACCUGUCAAUUUCCAUCCCUCUCAAUUUCUCUAAUAUUCAGUUCUCCACAUUUCUGCAGCAAUUUGUGAUUCUUUCCACAACCCCCUCCCCACAAACCCUCAUGAUAAUUCAUCAGCAUUUAGUAUGAAUUUCUCCUUAUAAACACAUUUUUCCCAUGCAGUUCUGAUUAUCAUUUUUGCAAGCCCUGUCCCCAUAACGCAAUGCUUUUUUAUAUGUUAUUUUCAUGAAUAUAGACAUUUUAAUGCACACGUCCCCUAAUAUGUGCACUUUUGUACACACAUUUUGGUUGGAGAACUGCACCACUAAAAGUGUGAACUGUGAAGAACAGUUGGGGCUAGAGCUGUGCAUUUGCUCAAGAAAUGUAGUUUCCUGUUAAAAAUGCAAACAAAAUUAAAUUUCCCCCCUUUCCCUGGGUGCAAUGCAGCUUGCAGGGAAAGGUGGGGGAGGCAGUUUGUUGACUUGGCAGAAUACAAGCCUUCCUCCCCUCUUGGGCUGCAGCAGUGGGUACAGAUGAGUUUCAUGCUGCCCAGCUGUUACAUAUCCUUAAGUGGAGAGGCAUUUAUUCCCCAUUCACCAAAUUCAGAGCAAUUCCCAACCAGCAAUCUCUGGUCCUGCAGCCCAUAAAUUGAUAAGCAUGCACAUAGGCAUGCUUUCAACGUAAGGUAUGAACAAGUUUCCUCAUAGCUUUGUACUUAAUUGAUUCAUUUGUCAUAUUUAUAGUUUGCUAUAUACCUAAAAGUCUCAGGGUGGGAAAGCAUUAGUUGUUGUUUUUUAAAAAAAAUUACAAUAAACCCAACAUUUCAGUAAAAUGUGCAACGAAAACACUAUACAGGUGAUAUAUAAACCUACCCAAAUAGCUCCUAAAACCUCACUCGCCUCCCAAAGGCUGAGUUAAAUAGUCUUCAGCUGCCAGUGACAAUGUUGACACUGGAGGCACACUAGAGAGGAGGUUUUUCCAGAGAGAGGGAGCCACCACAGAGAAGGUCCUGCAAUGUGUUGCUACUCCCCUUAAGACUUCCUCAAGUGAUGGAACCUAAUUUCUAAUUUAAUACUUUGUUGCUCUGUAUGAAUGUUCCAUGGUAAAAGCACAAAUAAAUACACUAGCUCUUAAUUUGGGAGUACUGUAUACAUCAGGAGGUCUCUGUAAAUAUUCACUUCUACUAUAUAUAUAUUAGAGAAAGGCAGAAAUUUAUUUAUUAUUCUGGAAUUUCUUCAGAAUCUGGAAAGAAGAUUCUGUCCCAGCCAAGGAGGAGUGGUAGACUAAAUUGAUGGACUAUGCUGAAAUGACAAAACUUACGGGAGCAAUAAGAAACUAAGACGGGGGUGGGGAGGGCUUUAUCAAAGACUGGGCAAAAUGUGUGGACUAUUUGAAAUGUUUUUGUACACAUAUAAGUUCAUUAUCAGGAUUAACUUAAAACCAAGCAGUUGAAAUAAAUGUUAGAGGAAAACUGUUGAUGUUGUUUAGUCAUUUAGUCAUGUCCGACUCUUCGUGACCCCAUGGACCAGAGCACGCCAGGCACUCCUGUCUUCCACUCCCUCCCACAGUUUGGUCAGACUCAUGCUGGUAGCUUCAAGAACACUGUCCAACCAUCUCGUCCUCUGUCAUCCCCUUCUCCUUGUUCCUUCCAUCUUUCCCAACAUCAGGGUCUUUUCCAGGAAGUCUUCUCUUCUCAUGAGGUGUCCAAAGUAUUGGAGCCUCAGCUUCACGAUCUGUCCUUCCAGUGAGCACUCAGGGCUGAUUUCCUUCAGAAUGAAGAGGUUUGAUCUUCUUGCAGUCCAUGGGACUCUCAAGAGUCUCCUCCAGCACCAUAAUUCAAAAGCAUCAAUUCUUCAGCGAUCAGCCUUCUUUAUGGUCCAGCUCUCACUUCCAUACAUCACUACUGGAAAAACUAGAGGACAACUAGAGAGUAAUUAAUAAUUAGAGUAAUGAAGGAAAUGCAGGGUUAUGAAUUUUUUUAAAAAGACACCACAAAAGGGGUGGGAGAAGUCAAAAUAUACCUACAUGUUUAUUGAGGAAAUACUGGAUUUGUAUUUCUGUAAAAACUUUCUUACAAUCUGAAAAAUAAAAUUUAUUUAAAAGGGGGGAUUUAAUUAUUAUUAUUAUCAUCAAAAUUUAUAUUCAGCCUGAGCAUAGUAGAACCUCCAAGUGGUUUACAAGAGAAAAUCCCUAAGUGGUUUACAAGAUGAAAAAUGCUUAAGUUUAUUCUAUGUUGUGUUUCCAAAUUUAAGUCACUCUGUAAGGUAGUAUACACACAGACAAUUAUUUUCUCGGGAGCAAAAGGAGGAAUUUCCCCCCUACUGCUUCUGUAGCAUUGGCUCCUGACCUUGUAGCUUGCUAAUUGAAAUAAAUGUAGUGGAAAAUAGGAGAUACUAGUUUGUUUUUUGAAUUUAUACCUCACCCUUCAAUGUUAAUAUCAAGUCAUGCUUUGAGUGCUUGUUUCAGCAUUUCUGGACUACAGACUGAAGCACUUCAAAAAUCUAUAAAACCAGUUUGUCAAAAGAAAACUUUGGGGUGCAAAUAAAUAAACAAACUAAUGGGGGAUGCCUAUAAAUUUUCUGGUUCUGCAUCUCCAAGAAGCCAUUAUUUGUAUAAAGCCAGGAUUACUUACUUAACUUAAUUUCUUUCUUUCUUUUUAAUUGGCUAGUAAGCUGAUUAAAUGCAAGACCACUUAUAUUGACUAAAAACUUCAUCAGCCUUAAUGCCACUGACAUCAUGCACCUCCUGUACUUUGACGGUAUAGUCUGAGGGGAUCCUACUGGCCUUGCAAACCAACUCAUUUAUGCUGCAAUGUAUCUGUCACUGGUGAUACCAGUUGCGGUUCUGCCUGUGCGUGUCUGAUUUCCGCAAACAUUUUACAGGGUAGUAACAUAUCUAUCGCUGUUGAUAUCGAUCAUCGUACAAAUUACUCUGGGACUUAUUGUUGGCAGAUCAGCUCACUGCUCAGAAACAGGCUCUGCUCAGGACAUAAAGCGUUGCUCUUCUUCUGCAGAGACUUCUUCUAGAUGGAGGGGUGGAGUCGGCGGCUCUCCCUGAUCCAGGGCUGAGUCCAAGUUUAAGUCACAGUCUCAACUCUCACGAGGGAAGGAAAGCCACAACCAGAUGGAGUUUUUCAAAGCCAAAAACGAAUGGCAGGGUAGUUUUGAAAACAGACCCAGCUGAGGGACAGAUGAGACCCGAACAGGCAUAUAGACACAGUCUCUUUUCCCUGCCUCUGUAAGCUAACCUUGAAAUUGUUUUUAAGUGCUCUAAGGCCACAAGUGUAAAUGUCGACCUCUUGCAAAGCAGUUACAAAUUUAUAGUUUUGCUUUAAACAGAAUUUUUGUUUAACGAUAACAUUGAACUGAACGCCAUACAUUUCCUUUGAUUUAGCUACGGUAGGUCCCAAAAGCAUUCCCUAGAAAACAAUAAACAGCUUUCUUAACCCAACUAGGAGCGGAGUUAUCCAGAAGUGAUUUACGCUGUUGUGAGUGACACUUUCCAGUACUGCUUUGCCCAGACAAUGGGACAGUUCAAAAGAGCCCAAGCUGUGCCUAUGAAAUAUAGUCCCUCCCAGGCGCCCUCCUUGAGAAAUUGCUUUCUAAUUUCCAGAUUGGAGGUUUAUGUUACUAACUCCAUAGAUGGCUAUUUGGCUUUCCUGCCCUUAACAACAUUCAGAUAUGAGAGCAAAAGGAAAACAUACUUUUUGGCUGUGUGUGAUGAAGGGCCUUGAAGAAUGCGCACUUGAUCCCUGGACGCAGAACGCGCAGGUAUGCGUCAUCUUGCAUGUGGGUUAUGUAUGUUUCUGGUGCUGCCCCACCACUUUAAUUAAACUGGAAACAGAAGGUUGUUAUGAAUGGCAAAAUAUCUGCCUUUACAAAAUGUUUCCAUUUCUCCAGCAUGCACACAGGGUAGGGCUUAUUCAGAGGCCGCCAAAGUUGUUCAUUUCAACAAGGUGUGAAUUAGCCCUCUUAAAAUGCAAGGUUUCUCGAAAGGUUUCUAAAAUUUGGAACCAGAUGACAAAGAUGCUCAGAAAUGCCUGUCCUAAUGUUCUUGCUGAAACAGAGGAAAUGAGAGUGAAAAUUUGGUUUAACAGUUGCAACCAUGCUGAUUUUGUCAACAGAUGAACCAACCCAUGAUAUGUAUAUAUAUAUUUAAAUCACCCCAUUCUCCCCUUCCACAAAGAUGUUACUCAAAGUGUCCUAAAAGAUAAAAGCCAACAUUUUAAAAUUGAUCCAACCAUAAAAAUGCUGUUCAUAUGCAAUAAUUUGUCAUUGAUCUAAAAGGUAUUGUAAUAAGUUUGUGGUUAGGCUAAAUGAGUUUUGGGGUUGCUUUCAAUUCUGUGAUUUUAUAGCUGCAAGAGCAGAUUCUGUAGAAAUUAAAGGGAUUGAUGAAGUGGUCAAACUAGGCAGGAAACUUAGCUUGGUAGAUUCUGCUUCUUUGGGACUUUGUGUAAUACAGGGCUGCUGAAGAAGAUGGUUCAUAAACUUCAGCUAUUGCAGAAUUCAGUGGCCAGGUUGCUCACAGGGGCAAGACAGUUUAAGCAUAAUGCACUGAUCCUGGUCUCACUGUACCAGCUGCCAGUUAGUUUCUGGGCCCAAUUCAAAGUGCUGUUUUUGGCCAAUAAAGCCUUAAACGCAUUAGUACCGAUGUACCUCAAGGACUGCCUCUCUCCAUAUGAAACUACCCAGACACUGAGAUCAUCCUCUGAGGUCCUUCUUCAUGUGUCUCUUCCAUGGGAGAUCUGGAGGAUGGCAAUGCAAGACUGGGUCUUUUAUGCAGUGGUUCCCCAUUUGUGGAAUGCUCUCCCCAGGGAGGUUUGCCUGGCACCUUUAGGCACAAGGCAAAAACAUUCCUCUUCAACCAGGCCUUGGGCUGACUGACAUUCAAUGUAGUUUUAAAUAUGUUGUGGGAUGGAGGAUUAUUGGUUUGUUUUUGUUCUUUUUUCAUUUUGUAAUUUUAUGUUGUGAACUGCCCUGCGAUCUAUGGAUGAAAGGUAGUAUACAAAUUUAAUAAAUAAUAAACAACAACAAUGAUAAAGAGAUCACCAAGUACAAAUGAUAUGUUGCCAUCAGACCUAAAGAACCUUUGGGAAGGUGAACAGAAAGGAGCAUAUCUUCUCCCCUAGUCAUCAGCAUGUGUGAAAGAGAAAAAACAAACUAGCAAGUAUAGAGCUGUAAGAAUAGAGCUGUAAAGGAAACACAAAAGACCUGGCCUUUUCCUCCGUGCAAAAUCCAAUGGUACUCUGCCCCUCCCCCGGGCUGGUCACCCUAGAAACCUAAUAAACCUAUUUCCAAGUAAACCUGCAUGAGAUUGCAGUAUAAAUGUCAUUUCCCUUGGUCUCUGAAAAUACAGAGGGCUGAAACUUAAAGCAGACAGGGGAAACAGGAGCUACAGUGUGUCUGUUACGAAGCAAAGUAGAAGCUGGAGGCUUUUUAAUGCCAAGCCUCUUGCCUUAGGUACUAGGCCAGUUUCUAUCCAAAUCUCAUGUGCCCCAAUUCUUUAUAACAGAAACCAGGUUGCCUAGUAAAACAGGAUUUAACCCACUGCCCUUCAUCUCCUUCUCAGAGCUCCUUGGGGGGCUACAAAUUGCAUCUAUGUAAUUAUGAGAAACCGAGUACCCUGGUGUACUGCAAACAGGGUACACCACAGGGGAACAGAAAUACUGGGAUCAAAUGGGAGACGUUCCUAUCAUUUAGCCAAGUUACGGUAGAUUUUUUUGUUGUUUCAUUGACUUGGAGGCUCAGUCAAGAAAACCAUCAAUAUCGCAAUGGUAAGAUUGAUUUUCAUCCGCUUGUUCUUUUUAACAUACGAACAGGAAAAUGUUAACACUCAUUUUGAUCACCUUUGGGGGAAUUUGUAAAAACAAAUAAAUCCAUGUUUAGCAUUUACUAGUUCCCAAUACAUUACAAAAAGAGGUAGACGUUAUAUAUUCAUUAUUCUCUGGCAAUGUGUGAGGUUACGACUGGCUGAAUCUCAUCACAUUGUAGAGCAGAGGAUGGAACUGCAAAAUGAUUGAGACACCAUAACCCAGAUUCAUUUGUAGAACAAAUUGUAAAAUCAGAACAACAGAGCAUGGAAUCACCCUGGGGCCCCUUCCCGCAUAAAUCAACUUUGAAUGAGAACAGAAGAAAUCUGUUGGAAAAUGUUGUGAAAUGUCCAUAUGGGGCAGUUCCACAGUCCCCUUGAAUUACUACAGAAGCUUGAGUGGCCAGAAUGGGAGGCAGAGCAAGUGAAAGGGAAUGCAGGAGACACAGGGUUGGAGCUUGGAACAACCAUGGGGUCAGAACAUUUUAGUUCUUUUGAGAUGCACCAGAUGCCUCUAUUCUUGGUCCCACUUCUUCAUAAACCAGGGCUUUUCCAUUUUAUGACAGUGCUCAUCAAUACAGAGUACUGGUGCCUCUUUUUUGCUGUCCAUGGCAGCCAUAUUGUGCUGGCAUCUAUGACACUUUAUCAAUAUAUGAUCACCAGCACCUCAUUUUUAAUCGAAAAAACCCCCAGAACUGCCUAAACCGGAAUUUUCCUAUCUCCCAAAUCUUCAGGUCCAGAAGGAGUGCUUGCAGGAUUCAGUCUUCCUCUUUGUGUUUUCUAAACACUCCCAUAAUAUGCAAAAGUUUCAUAAUACACCCGUGCUAAACCCAUUAAACUAUUUUCUGUUUGCUUAAUGCUCUGUAAAACGGAAGAAGAGUUGGCCUUCUAGCUACACGGAAAUGACUCUUCCUAUAACAAUCUCAUUGCAGUAAAAGAAACAAUCUGUGGCUGUUCUAUCCAUGCAAAAGAUGCAAGUCAUCAUCAGAAUAAAAAAAUGAUGAGCUACCUUUGUGCUCUGAUGUUGCCGAUUAAAUUAGCCACCAGGGAAAGACUUGCUUCUUUCCAACUCCAAGACUGGGCAGCCUAAUAGCUUAUGUACUGGCAAUAGGGAAUGUGCGGGUGAUUAUAUCCUGGUAAGUAGUUAAGGUUAAAGUCCAAAAGUCUGUGGAACAAAAAGCUGUUUUCUAUUCACAUUUGGCUAGAGAUACUCAAAAUGAAGCAGACCACCCACAGCCUGACACUUAGGGAGACUGCAGUGCAUUGAAUCUGCUGAAAGUCGGCUACAAAAAUAAAGUUGUCAGGAAUCUGCUAAGAGCUAAGGAAAAAAUUACAUACAGUGUCAUUUCUAAAAAAGAAACUCAUGACCUACGCACAUAUAUAUGCUUAGAUAGUCCUAACCAAUUUUAUAUAUAGAGAGAGAGAGACAGGGUACCCUUUCAGGGUUUUUUUCAUGGGGGGCGGGGAGUAUUCACACAUUUGCGGGGAAGGGUUAAAGGCCUGUUAAUGUUUGUAUUCAAGACUUUAUGAAGAAAGAAAGAAAGAAAGAAAGAAAGAAAGAAAGAAAGAAAGAAAGAAAGAAAGACAUUUGUUGUGGUGACUUCUUUGUAGCUCAUAAUAACCUGAAAUUGAGGCUAUGGGAUCCUUAAAAUCAGGGUAUAUCUGAAAAGGAGGUAGAAGCAAGCUUUCUUUGGCCACAGUAAGGCUUUACCUGGAGGAGUACAGAAGAAAGAUAGUUAAAGCCAGGACUUCUGAGUCAGACAGCCUAGAAUUAUUGCAGUGAGACCUCUUUUGGGUUCAAGAAUAUAUCACCUAAAAUUCCAUGAUGGAAGAAAGGCACAUAAGAAGAGCCCUGCUCCUAGUUCUUCAUCCUGUUCUCACAAUGGCCAACAGCGCUGAGGCCUAACCACUGAGCUUUUUGUGCUUGCCGAUCAGAAGGUUGGCAGUUCAAAUCCACGCAACAGUGAUGAGUUCCUGUCACUCUGUCCCAGCUUCUGUGAACCUAGCAGUCUGAAAGCACACCAGUACAAGUAGAUAAAUACCGUAUUUUUCGCUCUAUAAGACGCACCAGACCACAAGACGCACCUAGUUUUGGGAGGAAGAAAACAAGAAAAAAAUAUAUUCUGCAUCUCAGAAGCCAGAACAGCAAGAGGGAUCGCUGCGCAGUGAAAGCAGCAAUCCCUCUUGCUGUUCUGGCUUCUGGAAUAGCUGCGCAGCCUGCAUUCGCUCCAUAAGACGCACACACAUUUCCCCUUACUUUUUAGGAGGGAAAAAGUAAGUCUUAUAGAGCAAAAAAUACAGUAGGUACUACUGCGAUGGGAAGGUAAAUGGUGUUUCCGUGCACUCUGUCACUCGUCACGGUGUCCCAUUGGUUUCGUCAUGCUGGCCACAUGACCUGGAAAGCUGUCUGUGGACAAACGCCAGACCCCUUGGCCUGAAGCAAGAUGAGUGCCGUACCCCAUAGUUGCCUUUGACUGGACUUAACCAUUCAGGGGUCCUUUACCUUUACCUUUUAGUUUUUCAUCCUGUUCUCACAAUGGCAAAUGAGAUGCCUGUGCAAGGUACCAGCUCCUGGGUGCAGGAGUUUUGUCUGUAUCACCAAAAGAGUGGUAUCUGUAUAUCUAUAGCCCACUCCCCAGGGCUGAUACCGACACUGGAGGAUCUAGAUCAGGAAAAUGGCACAGUGGAAAGAGUAAACCCUUUCCUCCUUCAGGGGCAAUGCUACAAUAAAUUCAGAGCCCCCUGGAGCUGCUUUAAAGUGCAAUAAAAACAAGAGGUGCUCCCAUCACAGGUUUUCUGCAUCCCAUGUAAUUUGGCUCUUCGUUGGAGUCUUCCCAAUAGGAAAUGUAUAGUUAAGCUCACAAAUAAAAGCUUGUCUAGGAAGGAGUCUCCAAAUAUAUCCACCUUAAGGCAUAUAACUUCUUAAAAUGAUUUGUGGUGCUCUGGUGUGAUUCUGAUUUCCUUCAGUAUUCCGUCUUCCUGUCCUGGAAAAUGUAUGUCUGUUUACGUCAUGUGUCACCACAGCCCCCUUUAUAAACAACCAGGCAGAGAAUUCUUCAUAGAAAGAUAAAUGCAAGGCAAAUCCAAAUGCCGUCCGUAAGGAUUCACAGAGGCUUAAGGGGAAAGGGCUUGCUUGAAUGAGAUUCUGGCAGACGCACGGGGAGCUCUGCUCCUUCAUGGGCUCUUCCUUCAAUAGAGGUGGGCCCACAGACUUUGCAGAAUUAAACUAUCUGUAGAGUUUGGUCAUUCUCUAUAAGGUUUCAAGGGCUAAAGUUGUAUUUUCAUGACAUUCAUUCAGCACCCCAAAUAGGUUAUUUUUACCACCUAAGCCUAUGUCUACAUCAAAGUAAGAGUGGUAUGUGUAUGUUUUGCUUCCCCUAUAUGUUGUAUGGAAUAUUAAUAUACUAUAUGAGUCCCCCUUCUUUUCUAUGAUAUAAUGCUUUUUUUCCUGGGGGGAUGCAGAGGUACGCAUACCUCUAAACAUUUUGUGAAUCUUUGUACUUUUGUCCAUUUAAUGUAUUUCUUUUUCCCUAUUUGAAAUAUAAAAUGGUGAUUUUCUUGAGUCAAAAUGAGAGUACAGUGGUAUCUCGGGUUACGAACUUAAUUCGUUCCAGAGAUCCGUUCUUAACCCGAAACCGUUCUUACUGAGGUGCACUUUCGCUAAUGGGGCUUCCUGCCACCACCGCACAAUUUCCGUUCUCAUCCUGGGGCAAAGUUCGCAACCCAAGGUUCUACUUCCAGGUUAGCAGAGUUUGUAACCCGAAGCGUUUGUAACCCGAGGUACCACUGUACCCCUAAACAUUUUUUAGAAAAAAAGCACUGGGUAUUUAUGCGUAUACAUACACUGUAUAUAUUAAGGCACUUGGGGAACCUUUGGGUGACAAGUCACUAAUACGUUUAUGACCAAUGAUGAUGAUGAAGAAGAAGAAGCUCACCAUACCUUGACAACAUCUGAGCUCCUGAUUUUUAAACUUUAGGGUUGUUGAAAUAUAUACAAAAAAUAUUAAUCAAUUUGAGUUGUGUGACUCAAAACUGGGUCUACUAGAUCCAAAAAAUUAAGAAAUGUGGGCUAAAAUCACUUCUGGGGCUCCUCCUGGAUUAGAGGCCCUGCAGCUUAAGCUUCAGGAGGUUUCACAGUAGAUCCACUCCUACCCAGCAGACCUUCCUUGCUCAGCAGGGGAUGGUAAGGUGCACAUGGACAUGGGGAUGGAGAGAGGGAGAGGGAGAAGGUGGAGCUUGCAUGUGUGUUUGCCCCUGCCUCCUCUUAACUAUUGCCAUUCAGGCAAAUGGAUGUUUUCCAAAUGUUGAAACUGCUCUGAGGCAGUAUUUGCCCCUGAUAAUCACUAACAGUGGAGAACAUUCCUUCUAAAAGGACCAGAAUGGCCUUGAUCCACUAUAAAUCAAGAACAUUUCACUGCUUUAUCCCUCUGGAACAAUGAAAGGCAAAUCCUCUGAUCGCUGAAUCACAAUGGCAUCAUUCAUGAUGACUUUGUCACAGCCAAAGCCAGGCGCAGAAUUUAUAUUUGUUUGUUUGAAGAAACGGGUGUAGAGAAUGAUUUAUGUUUGGAGAUUUUCUCUUUGGCUCGAAUGCAUCUGUUGAUUUUAGAUCAUUUGGUCCACAGCUUUCAAGGGUAGGCAACAGGGUGCCCUCCUUAGGUUGAUGAACUCCAACUCCCAUCAGCCCCAAGCAGCAUGGCCAUUGGCCAGGAAUGAUGGGAGCUGUAGUCCACCGUAUCUGGAGGGCACCACAUUGGCCACAUUCACUGUAUGAUUGUUUUAUUCCUGCAUGCUACUUAGGCUUUUCACUCCUCAUAGGAAUGGUGGAGGAUACUAUCCCAUGGCCAGUGUUGAGUUAUCUGGUGUGAGGGCUCCUGUAUGUGUUUCUGUAUGUGUAGUGGGAGGACUUCUUGUUCUUCACCUCAGGCCAACUGUGACUUAGGCUUGCUUGUUUAUGCUAAUAGCAGUGAAGUGUAUGAGUGAGUAGACUAUGGAUAACCCCCGUGUGUGGCAUUCAAAUAAAUAAAAGGGUAUUUCUAUGACUGGCUUUCUUCAGUGCUCUAACGUGGCAAGAAGCAGGGUGAACAGGUUGCCAGGCAAAACAUCCCCCUCUGUCCACAGCAGGACAGCCUAUUGCUUGAGCUAUGCAGCUAAACCACAUUAAUAGGCUGGGGUUGUUAGUUAUAAAUCACAUAUAAUAGCACUGAAGUUUUAUCCAGAAAGGAGUCCUUUAAAGAAGGGAGAAAGCCUUAAAUUAAUUAUCUUUCUAGCUGUUCUACACUCCUGUGCCUUUAUGCAUUAUAGGUCUGCUGCACAGGAAAUCAGUUUCUAAAAAUAAGAUAAUUUUCAUUAAAUUAGAAUUAUAGAGAGGAUGCUAUACGACAGUUAAUCCUAAGAAACUUUGGGAGCUUUAUAGUAUGGUUUCAUGGUGGCUUUUGAAUGAUAUAUAAGGUAAGAUAUGACACUCUGUGGUGCUUUAUAUUAUCCAUAUGGCAAUCAUUUGUUCUGUGAGUACCCAUUUCCCUAUCCUUAUAAGAGCCCAUAAAAAGGAAUAAUAAAACUAAAAGUGAUAGGGAGGUGGGUGCUCUUAAUUGACACCACAUGUCUGUCAUAUACGCUGUAUUGCCCCUCUCUCUCAGAAGGAACUUUGCUCCUACAAAUGAAAUCUAAAGCUGUCCUUUCUGCACAUUUUCAGGACCAGGCAGCACUGCCCUGUGUCUAUUGAACAAAUCCCCGCUGCAAACCUUAAUGCCUGCUCAUGCUGAAUAGGUUGAAUCUUUAGAUAGGCUAUCCUAUUUUCUCUUUCACUGGACCAGACAGUCUUCAAUACCCUCAAGUGAAAACAGAGCCAUAUUUAAAGGCAAGUCUUCUACUGUCACAUGUCUGGCCCACAAUAAAGCCUUCCCAAUGAAAAAUGGAUUCCAAAUACAUGCUGACCUUUAAUGAUCUUAAGAGUGGGGAUGUAAGAAAGCAUCACUUUCUGAUCCACUCUGUAUUUGUUGCAUGCAUCACUGUUUCUAUUCCACUAUUCAGUUUGCCUUCCACCCAAAAUGCUGGCUAUUGUGGCCAGUUACAUAACUUAUGUACCUAUGUAGUUAAUUAUGUAAACUACAUUGUAAUUCAUUAUUCUGCCCCAUUCAUCUCAAAGCUAUGGAAACCAUGCAAAUGGCGGAAAACAUAAUCAAUUACAUAUUGAUUGUGAAAGCUACAUAAAGGUAAAGGGUAAAGGGACCCCUGACCAUUAGGUCCAGUCGUGACCGACUCUGGGGUUGCGGCGCUCAUCUCGCUUUAUUGGCCGAGGGAGCCGGCGUACAGCUUCCGGGUCAUGUGGCCAGCAUGACUAAGCCACUUCUGGCGAACCAGAGCAAAUACUAAUUGUAUUCACCACACUAAUUUCCAUCCUGGAUAUGAAACAAAUCAGCAAUUUCUGCUCCUGUUUUUGUUUUCGCCAGAAUUCUCUGACAUCUCUAGUUAAUGUGUGUGAAUGACUUUAUUUUAACAUUCUCAUGUGUGCCAGUUGGCUAACCAAAAAUUUCAAAGCAAAGUUUUGUUCAUGGACCAUUUCAAUGAUCUAAUGUCCAAAACCCCAUGCAAAUAAAGCCUACAGAGUUUAGUGGGACUUGCUUGUGAGCAAAAACAGACAGGUGAACCUUCUGUAAGGCUGCACUACUAUAUACACCUACUUGGGAGUAGGUCCUAUUGAACUUAAUCCUACAGAAAUAAAUUGAUCGUUCAGAGAUGGGUUAUGAGUUUUGAUGUAAUUCCUAUAUUACACCUGGAAGAAAUUAGUGUAUGGAAAUAAAGGCUAUGUCCAGAUGGCAGCUUUGCCCAUGGUUAAUUUAGCACUGAAGCACUAAACUGGAAGAGGAAGAAAAUAUAAACUUGAAGAGGAAGAAAGAGAUGACAAGGAGGCUAGGGCUUUCCACAACAGGCACUCUUUUGAACUAUGCCCCAAUGCAAAUCCUGCUAGACGCCACUGUAGAAGCCCUUAAAGUAGCUCUUGUCUGCUACCAGACUCUUGAUUCUAUAGCAGAUAGAAGUGUAAGAAUAACUCCACUACACCUAGAACUCUGAAUCUGGAUCUUUAUGGAAAGCAGCUUACACAUUCGGGCCAUUUAAGUUUAAGUAGCCUGGGCUCAACUGGUUUGACAAUGGAACUCCGAUGCAAUUGAAAAAUGUUGCAACUAUAUUACAAAAAAGUUGAGAGUUUUCUGAACUACUUUUCCAUUCCCCUUUGGAGGAAAAGUGUGGUGGGUCUGGAAAGUUGUAAGCCAACAAAAACAAAACAUUACAGUGAAAUCCAGUGUGUUUCUUUUACUAGGAUAAUAGUCUUUUAUAUGUGCGCCUUCAGCUAAUAAAUGUAAUAUAACUCAAACAUUACUUAUGUUAUUUAACAAAAGGUGUUACUGAGACCAACAUGCAUUACUAUGAUGAAUCAGGCCAUCAAGUUCUCUUGGCCUUUGAAAUAUUGCUAGCCUGGAACUAUUCCUUGCUCUCACCAUUUAUUGAUGGUUAAGAUGGAGCGUUUGAAGGUAAGAUGUUCACCACCGUGGAACUUACUUAUGAUUAUGUUAUUUAAAACAUCUUUAAAUUGUCCUUCAUCCUUACAGGUACCAGAUGUUAUACAGUGGUUGUGACUAGGUUAAGUAACUGAAGGAUAUUGGAAAAAUGCACAAUUAUCAACAAAGUGUAUAUAUAGAGAGAGGAGAAUAUCCUCACCUAAAAAACAACAACCCUGAAAAGCUAUCCCAUACUGAACUGGAACAAUCAAUAAUUAAGUAAAGAAAAAUAUUUGGAUUCUUUUCCUAAGAGGGGACCCCUUAUGACAGAAAACAACCAUUAUAAAAACAAUCCUAAUUAUGAAGAACAGAGGAAGUUGCUGCCAUAUACUGAGUCAAGCCAUUACAGUGGUACCUCAGGUUACAUACGCUUCAGGUUACAGCCUCCGCUAACCCAUAAAUAUUACCUGCGGUUAAGAACUUUGCUUCAGGAUGAGAACAGAAAUCGUGCAGCAGCGGUGCAACGGCAGCGGGAGACACCAUUAGCUAAAGUGGUGCUUCAGGUUAAGAACAGUUUCAGGUUAAGAAUGGACCUCUGGAACGAAUUAAGUACUUAACCCGAGGUACCACUGUAGUUCAUUUAACUCAGUAUAGUCUACACUGACUGGCAGCAGCUUUCGAGAGUUUCAUAUACAGUGGUAAGGUAUAUGAAGGUAAAGGUACCCCUGCCCGUACGGGCUAGUCUUGCCAGACUCUAGGGUUGUGCACUCAUCUCACUCUAAAGGCCAGGAGCCAGCGCUGUCUGAAGACACUUCCGGGUCACGUGGCCAGCGUGACAAGCUGCAUCUGGUGAGCCAGCGCAGCACACGGAACGCCACUCCUUUCCUGCUGGUAAGCGGUCCCUAUUUAUCUACUUGCACCCGAGGGUGCUUUUCAAACUGCUAGGUUGGCAGGCGUUUGGACCAAACGACGGAGCGCACCCGCCGCGGGAUUUGAACCGACCUUCGACGUAAGUCCUUAGGUGCUGAGGCUUUAACCACAGCGCCACCUGCGUCCCUAUACAGUGGUACCAGGUUAAGUACUAAUUGCCCAGAGGUCCGUUCUUAACCUGAAACUGCUCCUAACCCGAAGCACCACUUAGCUAAUGGGGCCUCCUGCUGCUGCUGCGCCGCCAGAGCACGAUUUCUGUUCUCAUCCUGAAGCAAAGUUCUUAACCUGAAGCACUAUUUCUGGCUUAGCGGAGUCUGUAACCUGAAGCGUAACCUGAGGUACCACUGUACAAGUCUUCCAGCCCUACUGAGAGAUGCCUGCCCUAGUGAGAGAUGGGACCUUAGAUGCUCUCCCACUUAGGCUAGCCCUUGUGACGAGAAGGCACCGUACCAAUAUGCAUGGCUAGUAAUUUCCCCCCCAAUACCUAAAAGCAGACAAUGCAGGAGUCAACCUGAUUUCCCAGGGCAGGGAACUCUGUGUUUAACUCAUCACUAAGAACCCCGCCCCUUCUCUCAUGGCCACCAGCCACACCUCAGAAGAAGACAGGAAGUGGAGCAAGCAGAUUCAUGUUGGAGGAGGGAGCCAUUUGGCUAGCCUGAUCCAAAACCAUUUAAGUUCCAUGAAACCAAACAAAAGAGGGAUUUAUUAUUUGAUAGGUUUUCAUAACCAGGCUACUUUAGAGUGAGCCCUUUGGGGACUGCUGCCAAGACGAUAUGAUUAAUCUGUAUUCACUUUUGACAUACUGCUGUCGUUAUCUGCUUUAUCAGUGACAGGGCCAAUCAAGUCAUUCUGCUUCUUUUAUGGCUUGCUUUGCUGAAGCUUUAAAAAGAAUUACAGGCUGGAGGGGUGCAGAGUUCCAUUUUAAAUCCACCGAGAAAGGAUGCCAAAUAUUUAUACAACUACUGAGACUUAACAAAUUUGUAGUUCAGCCAUAGUGCAUUCAUUGCUUAUACAAACAGUAUUAUUGUUUUUUUGUCAGAUAAACCUCCUCUCUCUCUAAUAGGGUGCUUAAUCUGUUCACAUUUCAUGCACCAGGACAAUCAGAGCCUGUUCUAGUGUCAAUCCCAGAAGAGAGUAUAGUUGAAUGGUUAAUUAUACUUGUUCCAGUAAGGGAGUCUUCAAAAAUGCAGCAUGAUCACACAGAAACACAUUUUCUCCUCUGUAUAUUUCCAUGGGUCAGGAAAGUGACCCAACACUGAACAGAUUCCAGACUGUGGAGUAUAUUUUGCAUAUGUAUAUGUUCAGUAAACAUGGGCCAAGACAUGGCAACAACAAUAAUAAAUUCUGCUUACAUCACAGUCCCGUGCAUCUGCACUCAGAAGUAAGUUCCACUCUGUCCAAUAGGACUUACUCCCUAUUAAGUGUGUUUAGGAUGUAGACUCAGUGCAGGCAUAACCAAUGAGGUGCCUUCCCAAUGUUGGUGGACCACAUCUGCCACCAUCCCUGAUCAUUGGCUAAACUGGCUGGGGAUGAUAGGAGUUGUAGUUCAACAUCUGGACGGCAUCAUGUGAGCAAGUUUGGGUUAAUAUAACACUUUUACUAUGUGCUGAUCAAAAUUGUUCACAUAGCAUUGUUUGUGAACAUUACAACAGUUCCUUAAAGUAUAACCACUAUAGAGUGUUCUUGGUGAAAAUCAAUAGCUUCCACAAAUGCAGCAAAUUUGCCAGAUUUUGAAUCAGCGCGUGUCUGUGGAUUCUUCUACCCUUCAAAAUGUCUGGAAUAUUUUUCUAAGCACACUUAGCUCUCUGCAUUUUCAGAACUGUCCAGUUUUAGAUUUGAUUUGAACCCUGUGCUUUUCAGCAAUGAAAUCCACAUUUUCUCUCCCCCACCCCAUCCCACCCCCAAUCUCAUUUGUUAUUUGGUUCCACAGCCUUGCUUGGCACUAAGCAUCCAGUUCCUGUGCCGAUCUGAUUAGGUCAAAUUACAUGCUUUUACUACUCCUACAAGCAAAUGCAGCAAGCCUCCAAUUAAGUGUGAGGUGCUUUAAAUCCUAAAUGGAGCUAAUGUCUGCCCUCACCAAAAGCCUGAGGUCCUCAUCCCCCCCCCUUUUAAAUUGCUAUUUUUUUAGGCUGCUUUCCAACAGCUGAGCCCCUAUGACAAGUCAGGACGGUGAACCUACCUUACGGUUAGAAUUACUCCCUGGCCAUUUUUAGCAUCUUUGACAGCUUGUUGAACAUACAAUAUUGCCCUUGUAAGGGAAGAAUGAAUGGGAAACAGCACUGUGAUGUCAUUCAGUGUUAUAUAAUAUCGACAUUGAGGGAGAAACACAGUUUUGAUGCAUCCAGGGACGUGUGAUAAUUGCUGUUACCUUUCAUGUCUCCUAUCGUUUGGAACCCAAAUAAUAAUCUACUUGUAAAGAAAGAAGAAAAAUGGAACUAUUUUGGCAAGCAAACUGAAAGCCUUAGAAGUGUUUGCAGCCCCUUGGCCCAAUGCUUCCUAAAAUGAUGACAGAGUCUCCAAAUUUGUUAUGCUUUGCUAUUCUGAAAACAGCAAAGAAGGAAAUAAAUAAAUGACUGAUAACUUGGCUUAUAGCCUCUGGACCUUCGGGGGGAAAGGACUCCUUGUUCAAUAUGAUUAUAUUUAAUCCGCUGCUUCUAUAAGUUAUGGCAAGCCCUACUUCGAGGUGAAAUGUGAGAUAAUUCUCUAGAAUUGUACUUAUGGAAGUUGCAAGCAUGUGGCCUGUGGAAAGGCACUAAAUUAAUACAGUCAUACCUCGGGUUGAAUGUGCUUCAGGUUGAGCGCUUUCGGGUUGCGCUCCGCGGCAACCCAGAAGUAACAGAGCACGUUACUUCCAGGUUUCGCCACUUGCGCAUGCGCAGACGCUCAAAAUGACGUUACACGCAUGCGCGGAAGCGGCAAAAUGCGACCCACGCAGACGCACCAUUGCGUCUUACGUUCUGUUCAGGAUGCGAACGGGGCUCCGGAACGGAUCCCGUUCGCGUCCCAAGGUACCACUGUAGUGCAAUCCUAUGUAUGUCAACUCAGAAGCAAAUCUCAUUGAGUAAAUGGGAACAAUAUACUGGGGAGUCCUGCCCCAAGGUUGCUGGACUACAACUCUCAUCAUGCUGACCACUGGCCAUGCUGGUUGGGGCUGAUGGGAACUGAAGUCCAACAAUAUCUGGGAGGUUCCCCAUCCCUGCCCAAACCUAUAAGCCGCUAUGCAUCAAGAUCUAGAUUCAGGGUUCAAGCUGUAGUGAUCUUGACACUUCUGCAGACUAGGGAUAAUCCUCCCAAAUUCAUUGAUAUCACUUGUUUUAAUUACGUGGCGCUUUUCCAGGGCACAUGGGAUACUGCAGAACAUAAAAGUCUGAAAAAAAGUUGAUCUGAUGUGACACAUUAUUUUAAAAGAUUAAACUAGAGGCCUGCCAUCAAGGUUUGUGUGGAUAAAUACCUACACAGAUAACAUUCUCUACCCCUUCAACAAACAAUGGCCUUCCUUCACUCUUGGUCUUGUCAGUCUACUACUCUCUGCAGCAGUCUUCCCCCACCUGGUACACUCUGGAAGCUUUGGAUGAAAACAUCCACCAUCAUUUAUCUAUAUAUUUCCCACCUAUCUGAGUUGUUGACUGGAAUGAAUGGGAGUUGUUGGCCAAAACAUCUAAGAACAUAAGAAGAAGCCUACUAGAUCAGGCCAAUGCCCCAUCAAGUCCAGCUUCCUGUUCUCACAUUGGCCAACUAAAUACUUGUGGGAAGCCUGCAAGCUGGAGCUGAGCUCAGCAGCACUUUCUUUCCUUUCUCUUCUUAUGCCAGAUGUGCCUACUUCUUCACAUCCCAGAUCCUACUUCCUGCGAAGCUUAUAGCCCUCAAUGCUAUGCUUUCCCCCUCUCUCCUACCAGCCUCUGCUUCUCCAGCAUCCUCUUUCAUUCCUGCUGGUCUUCUUGGCACUCUUACAUGCAAUAUAAGACAGGACAUUGGUCUGUAUUUAUUUUUUUACUUCCUUUAUUCUUUGCACAUCCUCAUUCAUCCUCUUUUUUCCACACCAUAGAACAUUAGAUACAGCAAUGCGGUACUGUGGUAAAGAGAAUGCGGACGUUAGAUGUUGUUGGCUGUUCCAGAAAAUAAAUUAUAAUGACAAGUCUCACUAGGAUACUGUUUCCCUUUUCCAUGAAAAGGAAAAAGAACUGGGGCAUUUCGGAGAUCUCCACCAAGGAACAAACAGAUCUAAUUUCUGUGUUUUCUUGGGAUAAUUUUUGAGAUAAGCCACUGUGUUUUCCAUUUUAGGAAAUACAAUUCCCCCCAUUUGGAUCCAAUUCAGAGAAAGCCACACACAAGUCCCCUUGAAAUUAAUAGGAUUUUUGUGAGACACAACUAAUUUGAUCAGUUGAUUUCAUUGCUCAGCUAGCUUUCUCUGAAAAACAUGUUUCAAACGUUCUACUCUUUAGUAAUGCUUUAGCUGGAUACAUCUCAUACGAUAUCCCCUUAAAAUACUUUACUUAGAAUAAUAUCUUAUUAGAAUAUUUUAUUAAAAUAAAUCUUUUCAUUAAGCUAUUUUUACUCAGAAGUAAGACCGCUAUACACCGCGGUACUUACUUCCAAGUAAGUGUGUUUUGUUUUGUUUUGGUUUUGUUUGUUUGUUAAUCACCUUCCGCACACACUCUUCAAUUUUAAAAAUCUAAAAAACUUAAAAGCAACACAGACAACAGCAGACAAAUUUUAAAACAUCCAUGGCAGAAACCUAUUCAUUCAACUAGGAAAGUGUGUCAGAACAAAACAAAUCAAAUCUUGUCAUUUCUGAAAAGUGCAGGUAAUAGGCUCUGUCAUUUAAGAAUGCAUCCUAUCAUAUUGCUGUUUCUGUUUUUUGUUUUUUUGUUUUAAGUUUCAAUCCAUGUUAUCCAAAAAUGCGUAUGUAUCCUGUACUUUGUUAUCACAUACUACUAUUUGAUGUGUUGUUUCUCAAACUGGCUUCACAUUGGAUGAAGUCCUUAACCUGUUUUUACAAUUUGUUUUAGGAUUGUUUUGAAGGUCCCAUACUCAUAGCAGCUGCCCAGAGAGCUGAACUAAUAAGCUGAGGUAUAACACUUCUUAAUAAAAAUUCUAAAAACCCGGGUUUUUAGAAUUCUUGUUUUUUUUAGAAUUCUUGAUUUAUCCAGUAGCCUGCUUUCAUUGUUGCUCCCAAAGAUCUAAUACCUUUCUCUGUUCCAAUUUGAUCCACUCCAUUAUGCGUAUCUGGAUAUUUGUCUCUCCACACGAUUAAUAUCCUGUGAAGGAAGAAGAGGAGGUGAGCACACUUCCCCAUCCCUGCCAUCACCAGGCAGAGGUCCUGAGGGUUGUUGGUCCCCACGUUCAGUUUCCAACACAUACAUGUAGGUGGCUGAGUAGAAGAGGGUCAGAUUUUUCUCCUUUUUGUUCUGGAUAUUGUUUGGUUCUUACCAUGUUAAUUGUUUUUACCUCCCCCCAAAAAAUAAAUAAAUAAAUCAGAUUCUGCAUCUGCAUCAAAUUGCUUUAGAUUCUUCUACAUGUGGUUUAAACAAAUAAAUCAUACUAGAGGGAAAAAGUUGUUUUCCCCACAUAGCUAAGCUACAAGAAACUGUACUGUACAAGUGUGAUGCCUGCAAACCAUCCACUGAUUCCCUCCCACCCCUUCUUCUUCCUUGUUCUGUUUUGGCACCAGUAUGUCUGUGUUUAACUUUAUAUCUCUUUGCCAGAUUUGGAAAGUUGCUUAAAGUAAUUAUCACAUUUUUGUCUGCAGGGAGGAAAUUGGGCCCUGUGGCGGUGCUGAAGAAAAUAAUAGCAAAUGGGGAUACAGGGGUGUAUAUGAAUAGUUAAGAAACCACUGCUAUGAUCUAGGACAAAAUUUGUAUUCAGAUAGUCAAGACUUUUCAUUAAUACUUACUACAGGAGGCAGGCUAUUAAGCUGCUGUGUGUGGGGGGGGCACUAUUCAAAAAUGUCCCAUUUCAUAAUCUAAUUUGAAUUAAGUUCUCUGAAUGCCGUUGCUUAUGUUGCCAAAACAGCAAUAGUAACACAAAGAGGAGGUAUCAGCAGACUUGGGGGAACCUGGAGCUCUGCAAAACCACAAAAAAAUAUUCAGGGGAAAAACCCUAAAGGGAGGGGACCCCCAGACACAAUCCAGUGAGAACUGAGCACACUUAAUUCCCAUGUAAUGUUGACAGAUUGUCAAAAGGGGGAAAAAUGAAAACCAGGUAGAAGGGGAAUGAAAUAGAGUGGCUGAAAAGGGAAGAUUGAGGAAAAGACAUAUAGAGCCCCAUGUGCACUAUACAUUUAAUGUAGUAUCAUACUAUUUGAAACCGUCAUGGCUUCCUCCAGAGAAUCCUGGGAAAUGUAGUUGUUAGGUGUGCUGAGAGUUGUUAGCGUACCCGUAUUUCACUGACAGAGCUACAGGGGAUUGUCUCCUGUGAAGACAAAACAUUCUUGCGUACAGUGAGUUCAGGUAUCAGGGCUUCUGCUGUGUAUGUUUGAGUAAUAAUCCUUUACAUUCUCAUUUUUAUUUUUAACUUUUCAGCACUUCAUUCUCGUACCUGACAGCGUCUCUUUAAAUAUAGUCUCACCACCAGCCCUGGCAAAACGCUUCUGGCAACACUUUCUAACGAAAGGCCAAUCCUGAUUAGUUCUACUCUUGAUACUCAUUUCAGCUGCCAUUAAUCAUGAUGAACUCGGCGUGCCGAUCUUGACGGCCAUGUGUAAUUUCUUUGGAAUUUCAUUUUCAUUUAACAUUAAUUAAAGAACACUUAUGAUAAAGUGUUACCAAAAUGAAUUCCUGCUCUGAAGCCUUGGUCUGCCAAGCUUCAACCUUCGGCAAAUUGUUAUGGGUGACUAAUAGACAUCCUAGGAAAAUGAGCUUUAUUAUGGAAUCUUAAUCUUAGCUGUGCAGCCGAUACAGCAACAUAACAAAAGGGAGGACAAUUUUGAAGGAGGCUAUCCACUUGCAAUCGUAUUUCUUGCCUGCUUUCUAUCUCCUCCACCCCUGCACUGCCUGAAAGCAUUAAAGACGCUUAGCAAGCUAGUUUGGUGUAAAUGUGGCCUCUUGACACAAUGGAUCUUUACUCUUGAGAGACUGAUUAUGACACACUGAUCAGACACAGGAUAUUAACCUAGCUGGCAAUUCAGCUUCCUGUUGCUGAGGUUGUACAGACACCAGGGUGAUCCUUGAGAUGCAGCCUCGUUCAUGAAAAAAUUUAUUUCUUCACUCAUAUUUCUUGAAGCUGUCAUAUCCCUGUCAAGAAAGAAAGCAACUGUACGCAUUUGCUAUGUCUUCUUCUACCCCGACCCUUUCCAUCUGUGACAUUCACCAUGGGGUUUAUACUUUACAUUUUUUCCCCACCUUCCCAGCCUUAGAAGGAGAACCACUGUUGAUAUAAAGGGCUUUCGCUGCAUUCUGUUUUCACAAGAAAUUCUGAAUGGAUCAUGAAUGAAAUAAGUAAACUUUAAAAAGAGGUUGGUCAUUGUUCUUUCUCAUUCUCAGUGGACAUUUACCAUUCAUCCCAUAGAUUCAGUUCCGUCAUUUUGGCAUUGCUCCCAGAGCACAAGGAAUGCAACAGGUCUACAUAGGGAAGGGGACGACGACCCACUGAGGAAGCAAAGAAGGGUUUCAACGUGAUUCCCCAGUUCAAGACCUACUGAGCAUGUUUCCUACAUCCACACCAUGCAUUUAAAGCACUUUUCUUCUCCCAAAGAAUCCUGGGAACUGUAGUCUACCCUUUGCAAAGCUACCAUUCCCGGCACCCUUGGCAAACUACACUUCCCAGGAUUCUUUGGGGAAGCCAAGUAUUCGUUAAAUGUGUGGUGUGGGUGUGAUGGAUUCGGGACCAAUUCACAUGUGAUGAUAAUAAGAAUAAGAAUAAGAAUAAGAAUAAGAAUAAGAAUAAGAAUAAUGUGAUGGUACCUGAUGUGUUUUACAUAGUGAAUAUCUCCUGUGAAAUUGCCCACAUGAAUGAAUGUGUAUCCCUCGGUUUUCUUGCUUAAGAUUGUUUCGUUUCACCCACCUGGCAUUCCAGUCCUCCUGAGUUCCAGUUUUACCAAUUGAAGUUUUAACGUUAAUUCUACAGCUGAGCAUGUGGCAUUUGCUACAGCUUUUGGCUCCUUAAGUUCAUUUACAUCUCCCCCCUCCCACCCAUUGUGCUGCAUUUGUGCACUGAUAAUAAUAAUAAUAAUAAUUAAGAAUAAUAAUUUUAUUAUUUAUAUCCCACUCAUCUGCCUGGGUUUCCCCAGCCACUCUGGGCAGCUUAGUGAUGCCUGGGGGUUUGUGUCAGCAUCACUUUGGUAGGGUCUCUUUCUAUUCUCUUGUUAUGUUUCCUUGGUGGUGAAAGAGGUUGGGGUGGCCUAGGAUGUGGUUGAUUGUCUUUGGUUGGCUGCAGUGAGAUUUGUUCGUUCGCGUGGGGGGGGGUUGUUGGGUUAAGUUAGCCAUUUUGAAUCGUAUGCUGUUGGUGGGUUCGUGUUGUAUAAUUCUUUAUCUCCUUGACAUCUGAAGGGAGGGCGUUCCACAGGGAGGGCGCCACUAACAAGAGGGCCCUCCAAGCAGGAGAUAGCACCAGUGCUCUUCUUCUGGGGGUACGCAGGGAUAUGUGUACCCCUAAACAUUUUGUGAAGCUGGCACAAUGGCCUCAUUUCAUGUCCUGAGUCUCAGACGGAAUCUGAGUCAAAAUGAGAGUACAGUGGUACCUCGGGUUACAUACGCUUCAGGUUACAUACGCUUCAGGUUACAGCCUCCGCUAACCCAGAAAUAGUGCUUCAGGUUAAGAACUUUGCUUCAGGAUGAGAACAGAAAUUGUGCUCUGGCGGCGCGGCAGCAGUGGGAGGCCCCAUUAGCUAAAGUGGUGCUUCAGGUUAAGAACAGUUUUAGGUUACGUAUGGACCUCCGGAACGAAUUAAGUACUUAACCUGAGGUACCACCAGUGGCGUAGCGUGGGUUGUCAGCACCCGGGGCAAGGCAAGUAAUUUGCGCCCCCUAACCCGGUAGGGGCAGAGAGCUGCGAGUGCGAGCGCACCCCCCCCAGAUGUUGCGCCCGGUGCGGCUGCCCCCCCUGCACCCCCCACGCUAUGCCACUUGGUACCACUGUACCCCUAAACAUUUUUUUAUAUAUCUAAAAAAUCACUGGAUAGCACCACUCUGGCAAGACAGUCUGCAGGCAAGUAGAGUCUCAGCCUGUGAUAAAAGAAGGGAAAGAAAGAAAGAAAGAAAGAAAGAAAGAAAGAAAGAAAGAAAGAGGGAGGGAGUAAGGGAGUAAAAGAUGUGAUUAUACUAGUCUCCCAUCAAAAUUCUUUUUGUGCCAUGUUAUGCUGAUGUAAUCCUCCUGCACCCCUGGUAAAACACCACACAAAAUGGACCUGGAUGCAAUUCUACAUAGGAUCCCAUCAAGGUUGCCCUGUUGCACUGUCCCCAGAGCAUGCCUACAGUAAUGUAGACUUGGUGGGGAAGACAUAACUGAACCAAAAGAACGGAGAACUUCCUAAGCACAGUGCUCAGUACCAAAUUUGUAAAUGUAUACACACAAAAUACUCUAGGAUUUCUAAUAUAUCAAUUUGGAAAAAGGACCGGGUAAUUCAGAAAUCCCAGGGGAAAUAUUGGAUGAGGAGAAUGUUAUAGGCACCCCUAAAAAAAAGAUUUGAGAAUAGGCUGACAGAUUGUAACACAAAUAUGCCGUCAAUACUUUGGAAAAGCCCUAAUGGUGUGGGAGAGAUGCUAUUCCAGCACCAGCUCCUCCACUGUUCUCUUGUCCUAGCUCCUCCUCCUCUGCAUGCUGUAACAAGCACAUAGUGCAUGCCUAAAAAUGCAUUUCAUCUCAAGAUGACAGUAGACCUGACAGUGCUGCCUGAGUCGCUGCCAUUUGUCACUGCAUUGCAUACCAAAAAGGUGUCAAAAGUAGUUUCAUUUCUAAGGAGACAGAAAAAGGUAGUAGAAAAGUUACAUUACUCAUAUCAGAAUUGCAAAAGAUUGAUUUUAUUUGAAUAACCAAAAGUGUUGUCACUGGAUGAAAUAGAACCAACCUAAGACAGCCUCACAGGGCUCAUGUGCCUCUUUUCUUUCUGGCAAAACACAUGUGUCUUCAGCAUGGCAGGCAGCCAUUCCACAGAUUUAUUUUAAUGUGUAUAUCAGAGGCAUUUUACUCCACUCUUCAGCUGACAAGAUUCCUGGGCAAGCUUACAUAAAAUCAAUAAAAAUAAUAACAAAUCAACAAAAGCAGGGAGGGAAAGCCGAGCCGAUAAAAAACAAUUAGCAAUGAGCCAGCAUUAAAAACAAAUUUUAAAAUCCAAAGCGAAAAGCUUCUUACUUUGUGCCAAAAGGAAAACAAACUUGUGUCCAUUAAACCUCGAGGGGAGAAAAUGGGAAGGUCAGGGCACCACAACAAAGAAAGCCCCGACUGUAUUUGAUGUUGGGCUAAGUAAUGUGUUUCCUCAGUGCAAGGAAUUAAUCCUGCUUCACAGAACAUCCCCCCCUCUUUUCCCCCACCCUAAGCCUAUUCUGGGGUUACCCCAACCCUCCAGAGCAGAUUUCGGGGGUGGCCUGGGCAGAGGGAGGAGCAGCUGGGUAAACUUGCCCUGGGCCUCAGAGGGCUAAGCUGGGUGGACUUGCACUGUCAUGCCAAGAAUCGUAUUGCAACAAGACUCCCGGCCUAGGCCUCGGGUAAGUUUGGCAUGGGCCUGGGACAUGCAUAGGAAGAGGAGAGGGGGGAAAGUUAUGUUGCACAAGCAAAAAUCCUGGCAUUGAUGGAACAUGUUAGUUGGAUACCACUCUUUAUCGUCAGUCACCAUCCACCUCAUCUUAGAUGGCAAGGAGACCUGAAGAAGCACCUUUCAGCAGAUUAUAAGAUCCCAGCAAAUUCCUCUGGGGGAAGAAAGUGCUCUCAGGUACCUGGUCCCAAGCAGUGAAGAUUAAAACCAGCCCCUUGUUGAAACUUCCUCCAAUUUUUUCUUGCCACUUAGCAUCAAAUAUCUAUUUUCCACUGAUCACUUGAGAGAGUUUGGCUUUUCUGGUCAUCUCUUCAUGUUUUCACUGUAAGUGAGGUACCCAUUUGAUAUUUACAUUACCGAAUACAUUCAGGAACCCCAAUUAAGGGGUAACCUUCAAACUGAAGCUCAAAAUCCUACCAUUCAGCCUCCCACUACUAAACCACAACCUUCCUAAAACAAGUUGUUUUCAUUGCAUCUUUUUUUAAAAAAACAAAAACAAAUUGUGAAUAAACAAGUUAUGCAAGAAAUGGAGGAGGGGAUCUUUUCCCAAAAAAGAACAAACAUUGCCUGGGGCUUAAUAUGGAUGUCUGAAUGUUCACUCACAUGGAUGAUAUAAUGUGCUCUACUAAAAAUAAUAUAAAUUAACGAUGAGCAUUUCCCCUCUCUGAAGCCAACUAGCACACACCUUCUUCAAGCAUCUGCCUGCAGCAACUUAUCUACUUUUUCAAGUGCCAGGAACAUGCUAAUAGAACAUUGUGAAUGAAAUCUGAGGCUUGUGAUUUGCCUCCGGACAAGGCAGGGAGAGACAGAGAGAGAGAUUUAAAGUGAUAAUUGUAAGGAUCUUGGGCAAAUCAUUCGAAGGUCCCCUUUUGCUUCCCACAACUUUCUCAUCCACACCAUCCAAUUCCUCCUCCUCCUCUCUCCACUCUCAAACAUUUGAUACUUGUAUAAAAGGACUGACUUAUUUCAUGCUAACAGCAAAGAAAAUACAAAGAACAUCGGAUACAUGCUGAAUUAGAUGUGUUGAAUGUAUCAACUUGUACACAGAGUUUUUCUUUCGAAUGGCAAAGAAGCAUUCCACAAAAUCUAUCGGUGAAGUCCAUGCAGAUAUCUGAUACAAUAAAAACAGAGCCCAUCCUGCCAGAGCUGACCCUAUUAUUAGGCAAUGUGAAGAGACUAACACUCAGGCAGAAUAUGCUGAUGAGCAGGAAGUGGUAGAGUGGUGUUGAAGGACAGAGCUGGGUGUGCCGAGUGUCCUGCCCUGCCCCGCUUAAUGGACAUUGUCCAUUGCCAGUGUUAAAGUAAGAUUCGACUGCCAAUUUGAUCAGGUUUUGUAGGUUAGGUAAGACAGGAACAUCUUGUCCUUUGCCUCAGGCAGUCUAAAGUCUUGGGCUGGUUCUGCCUCAUGUUUAGGUCAUGCAUAUAACUGAACAAAGUUUAAAGAUAUAACCUGAAUGUGUUUAAAUCAUCUUGAAGUUUGCUGAUGUUAAAAUAUAUUAAAACCUGACCCCUUUGGAGUUUAAUUUGAUGGCACCAAAUUUCAGACAAAGAGAAGCAAUAACUAAGAGUGUAUAUUUAUGUAGGUGGAACCACUUUUGACAUAGAGAGGAUUAACAGUGCUCUACCAGCACAGAGUGGAAGCUGUGGAAUGAAUCUUGUUGGAGAUAUCCAUCACUCCAUUUAAGAUCUCCAUUAUAUGACAACAUUGAAGAAAAAUAAGAGCUCCAUAUGUAACUAACAUUUGUUAGAAUGAAAAGAGAAACAAUAUAACCACCAGGAAAAGUACAGUUCUCCUCUUGUUCGCAUUGAUAUACCCAAAAUCUUACAUUUAUUGAAAUGUUGUGAAGUAAGGAGUUAAAUGCUUCUGUAGCUAUGGAAGAAGCAAGAAGCUCUUGGGGUAUGAAUGCUGUGCACCCCUUCAUUGUAGACUCGGGCUGUAUAAACCAUUUUUCAUAAAGACACUACCGGGUCUGCUGUGCCUCAUUUUUCCAGAAGGAAUCACAGACCCUGGGUAAGCAUACCUGGAACCCCUUAAUCUCACACUGCUGUAGAGAUUAGUGUGGCAUGUAACAAUAGUCUAUGGCUACUGAGCAUUAUUUUUGCAAUGGUGCUCACAGCCUGAACACUGGAAAUAGAGGGGAAAUGGCAUACCCAGAAUUACUUAGGCACAGUGACUUCAUCUAAACACAUUUCCUAUAUUUGCACUGGUAGCUUGAGUGCUGUGUUUUAUUACCCUGUUUUUCUAAGCAACCCCCUUCUUCUCUGUGUAUUGGAAAAAGCAGGACUUUGAAGCAUAUGUUCCACUGAAAACAAUGUCUGUUCUAAUUUUGGGCUUUGCGUAGUCACAAAGGUGAGUAAGGAUAACUUAUUGCCAGCACCCCCUUCGUCGCUUCUCAUCACUUCUUCUCUUUCUUCUGGUUUCCACUUCCCACUAAUAUUCACAAUAUGUUGCGUGAAGUGAUGAAAACGAGAAGCUUAUUUCCAUGACAAAUUCAGAAAUCACAACAGGGUGGAAGAAAGCGCAUUUAGCAGGCAAAAGAUUCAUGCAGAAAAGACUUCCCUUCUCAUCCAUUUGACAAAGUGUGUUCAGUAUAUUAUAAUCCAAAUUUCUCUACAUAUACUGUUAUCAUUUUUCUUUUCUUUUGUUUUUUACCAUUCAGAUAGUGCUCCCUAGCUUCUCUGGAGUAUGCAGGGAAAUCUGGUGAAUGUUACCAUUCUUUUGCAGACAGGAAGUGACCGCAUCAUUAACACUAUCCAGAAGUGAGCAGUGAUAAACCUUGGCAAGGCUACAGACAGAAAAGCUGGGCAGAACGACACAAGACACUGAGAUAUAUAUAUAUAUAUAUAUAUAUAUAUAUAUAUAUGUUCCAGUUCAAGGAAGAAAACCCACAUGAACUCAAAACACACCCCAUCCAAAUAAACCUUGUCCUUUGCAGACUAUAAACAGAAUAUGUUCGAGGCUAUAUAUAUAUAUUAGCUAUGGCAGGGUAGUGAAAUGAGAUAUUUUGCUGUUUCAAUAUAAAUGCUGAAUACAUUUUACUUUGGGUUUAUAUAUACACUUCAGAAUAUGGUCUCAUUCAGUAAAGACAAGUUGUAGCUACCAUCUUGAAUUUAUCUUGCGAGAGAAUUUCCUGCUGUUAUUAUCUCAAGAUCCUGGCAGCUUAAUUGACACUGAAUGCUGCUAACUCCACAUAAAAUGAAAAGAAAUGUACUGGGAGGGAGGGCCUUCUGAGUUUCCUUUAGGUUUAACCUGAAACUUGAGAAGUUACCUGACUACAUGCUGCCUGUGACUCUUACUGCUGUGCAGAGUGAAUAGCUGCCACCACUCCUGCUUCGGUGUAAAAUAAGAGCUUGCUAAUGAACUUCCCUUAUUUUCUGAAAGGUUCACAACACUUAAUUCAUAUAAUCUGUGACCCUCCCUGUCCCCCACCUAUAGAAGUAGAAGAAUGCAAAUACACUGCUAUUUAAUCUAUCAUUCACUAUGAAAAUUAGAUUUUUUACAUCUGAAUUCUGCUCAACUGAAUUUCCCUCCUUAAUGAGUUCAGGGGAAUCUAAAUAUUUGCUUUGGCUCACUAGAUAUUUUUGCUGCAUAUAUUUAGCCCGUUCAGGCAUGAUCAGCAGCAGGAGAAUUCAAUAGACUUUCUUCCAUGUUCCUAAGUCUGUGGAUUUGAUAGCCAAGUGCCAGCUUAAAGUAGUCCAGACAACAGAGUGGAAAAAGAAACUUUAAUACUAGGUGUGAAAAUGGUGUGAAAAUUACGUAGUGUAAAGGCACAAGAUGUAGCCUGCACUUUGAGAGGGAGGAGAGACACGCCAACCAGUAAACCCAGCCACCCUUCUCUUGGCCAUCACCCUUGCCACCAAGAGGGCGUCUUACGUCCAUGGCUGCUCCCAGUAAACAGACCUUUAAUAUCUGUAACUUGCUUAGGGGCUCAGCAAACUCACUAUACUGGGUAGUCUGCUCAGGCAAUUAGUUGUAGAAUGAAUUCCAAGGACUCCAGAGUAAAGGAAACCAAAAUCAAAUAGGGCACUAGAGGUUUUUGUAGAACAGUAAUUAAAAUCAUUAUUGUCAAAAUAUCAUCAUUUUAAAAUUUGAUUUAAUCAGUCCGAACACAAGAGCAAGGGGAAAUUACAAAGGAAAACACAUUGGAAAGCUGAGUGUAGUCGGACAUCCACUCUGGACUUGAAGAAGACUGGUUUUGAAAAGCUUAAGGGACUUCUGGGUGAGAUCCCCUGGUCAGAAAUACUCAAACAGAAGGUGGAGUCCAAGUUGGAUGGGAGUUUCUUAAAGGUGGAAUAUUGAAGGCAGAAAAGCAGACGAUUCCAACAAGAAAGAAAAGUGGGAGGCAUGUGAAGAAACUGAUGUGGCUACAUAAGAACAACAUAACUGUUAGGUGGAUUUGUAGCUGGUUGACUAACCCAAUCCAAAAAGUGUUCAUUAAUGUUUUCAUCGUCCUGGGAAAAAGUGACAAGUGAAGUGCCGCUGGGCCUGUUGUUAUUCAAUGCCUUUAUAAAAGACAUUAUAAAAGAAUUGACGGGAUGCUCAUCAGAUUUUCAGAUGACACAAAACUGGGAGGGGUAGUGUCAGGGUGCUCCCUAGCAAAGGAAUGCACACAGCAGAAACUUCACUCUUUAUUGCCAAAGCUAACACAGCAGUUUCCAUGGCUCUGAAUACCACACACACCAAUUUAGCGUCUAUGCAGCUAUUCCCAGGUCUGUAUUCUACAGAGCAGUUGCAGCAACAGGGGCCAUGCCUCCUCCACCAUCUUAUGUAUAAUCCCCCUAUAUCUGCGUGGAAGCUGCCUCUGUUCUUCAUGCCUCAAUUCUCUCCUGGUUCUGGGGGAAAGUGGAGCAGGAGAGGGUGGGGAAGCACCUGGCCCUUCACUUGCCUGACCUUCCACUCUCUCUGCAUGCUUUAAUCUUGAUAACUAUGGUGCCUGGCACCUGAUAUUUAAUUUUCAAAAAUACACGAUUGUUGAUGUCACAUGUCACUAAGGCUCAAGAAGACAGGAAUUGCAGGAAGAAGCCCAGAAUAACUAAGGAGAUAGUACAAGAAUACUUGGCUAGUUUAGAUGCAUUCAAGUCUCCAGGGCCAGAUGAACUGCAUCCAAGAGUAUUAAAAGAACUGGCAGAUGUGAUCUCAGAACCACUGGCAGUCAUCUUUGAGAAUUCCUGGAGAACAGGCGAAGUCCCGGCAGACUGGAGGAGGGCAAAUGUUGUCCCUGUUUUCAAAAAGGGAAAAGAGAGGACCCAAAUAAUUACCGCCCAGUCAGUCUGACAUCAAUACCAGGGAAGAUUCUGGAGCAGAUCAUUAAGCAAACAGUCUGUGAGCACCUAGAAAGGAAUGCUGUGAUCACCAAUAGUCAGCAUGGAUUUCUGAAAAAUAAGUCAUGUCAGACUAACCUGAUCUCGUUUUUGACAGAAUUACAAGCCUGGUAGAUGAAGGGAACGCAGUGGAUGUAGCCUACCUUGAUUUCAGCAAGGCAUUUGACAAGGUGCCCCAUGAUAUUCUUGUAAAGAAGCUGGUAAAAUGCGGUCUUGACUAUGCUACCACUCAGUGGAUUUGUAACUGGCUGACUGACCGAACCCAAAGGGUGCUCAUCAAUGGUUCCUCUUCAUCCUGGAGAAGAGUGACUAGUGGGGUGCCACAGGGUUCUGUCUUGGGCCCAGUCUUAUUCAACAUCUUUAUCAACGACUUGGAUGAUGGACUCAAGGGCAUCCUGAUCAAAUUUGCAGAUGACACCAAACUGGGAGGGGUGGCUAACACCCCAGAGGACAGGAUCACACUUCAAAACGACCUUGACAGAUUAGAGAACUGGGCAAAAGCAAACAAUAUGAAUUUUAACAGGGAGAAAUGUAAAGUAUUGCACUUGGGCAAAAAAAAUGAGAGGCACAAAUACAAGAUGGGUGACACCUGGCUUGAGAGCAGUACAGGUGAAAAGGAUCUAGGAGUCUUGGUUGACCACAAACUUGACAUGAGCCAACAGUGUGACGCAGCAGCUAAAAAAGCCAAUGCAUUUCUGGGCCUCAUCAAUAGGAGUAUAGCAUCUAGAUCAAGGGAAGUAAUAGUGCCACUGUAUUCUGCUCUGGUCAGACCUCACCUGGAGUACUGUGUCCAGUUCUGGGCACCACAGUUCAAGAAGGACACUGAAAACUGGAACAUGUCCAGAGGAGGGCAACCAAAAUGGUCAAAGGCCUGGAAACGAUGCUCUUAUGAGGAACGGCUAAGGGAGCUGGGCAUGUUUAGCCUGGAGAAGAGGAGGUUAAGGGGUGAUAUGAUAGCCAUGUUCAAAUAUAUAAAAGGAUGUCACAUAGAGGAGGGAGAAAGGUUGUUUUCUGCUGCUCCAGAGAAGCGGACACGGAGCAAUGGAUCCAAACUACAAGAAAGAAGAUUCCACCUAAACAUUAGGAAGAACUUCCUGACAGAAAGAGCUGUUCGACAGUGGAAUUUGCUGCCAAGGAGUGUGGUGGAGUCUCCUUAUUUGGAGGUCUUUAAGCAGAGGCUUGACAACCACAUGUCAGGAGUGCUCUGAUGGUGUUUCCUGCUUGGCAGGGGGUUGGACUCGAGGCCCUUGUGGUCUCUUCCAGCUCUAUGAUUCUAUGAUUCUAUGAAUUCUCCCUGGAAAUGAUAGAAGUUGAGUGUCAUGGUACUGCUAGAGAAUGCCGCGGAGGAGCAGGAACAGGCAGAGGGAGGUGGGCAAGAAGUGGCGAUUGAGGAAAGAAGGGAAAGCCAGGAGGCGGGAAGGCUCUCGGAUGUUGAAGCAGAGCCUCAGCCUCAGCACCGCACAGGAAGGUCUGGCACCGAUAGUGAGACAAUGCCUAUUCCAUCUGCCAAGGAGAGGAGAGAGUUAAAGAGGAAGGGGGAGAGGCAUCACAUGAAACUUCCCUGCCUUUUCUGUUGGAGGAGAAGCCUGCGUAGGCCACUCCCAGAAUCUGAACCGGAAGAUUCAGAUGCACAAUUGUAAUGCGCUGUCUGUACAUAUGUAAAAUAAAGAACUGUAUAUAUCUCUGAGUGAGCAGAGGUACUUAUUGAGAAGAGCAUUCACAAGCCAUCACACUGAGCCAGAUGGAAAAGUUGAACUUUUUCCGUGUUUAUAGUAAAGAUGUUCUUUCCUGUGAAUUUAUUUAUUAUUCCCCCCCCCAACUCCAAAUCAUGAUGCUUUGCUGAUUUUGCGUACGUUGUGUUAUGUUUUCAUUCUGUUGAGAAAAACAGUGGCAUUCAGUCAAAUGGCAUUACUGAUACUGCAGUUCCAUUAUAACGCUGUGAAGAUCUCUGAGUUAGAUAUAUUCCUUUCCACCACAUUGGGGCUUAUAGAUGCUCGUCUUUUAAAUGUAUAAAUAUUUAUAAACUCGUUCUGCAGAGCUGGUCUCAGUUGUCAUAGGGGUAUUUGAGUACUCUUGCCCUGCUUUUGAAAAAUCAACCAGGACCUCUCACAUUGAAAAUGUGCCAGUAACUGUAAACCAAAUGAGUGGUGGAUGCCUUUACUUAAAAAAUGUUUUCAAAUGCUAUAUUUAAGAAUUUGUCAGGCAAAAAAAUAAAAACGUGCCUCACAAUGAAAAUCCUAUAUAAUGGAUUAGAAGAUGAACCAAAUCCCAAUGUUUAUUCAGUCUAAUGGAAACAAAGAAUAAACUUGCUAGCAUAUCACAAUAGAGAAUUGUAGAAGGAGCCAUAAUAGGUCUCUUCUGACAGCCAGUGAAAAAUAACAUUUGUGCCUAUAAAAAAAUCCCUCAUGUCUAUAUUUCAUGUUGAAAAGCCAAUAGGAGACUUCAGCCAAACAUUUUUAUCACUACACUAUCUAGAUUUAUAUUCUGUUUGAAGUCCUCAAAAUGAAACUUUCAAUCUACUCCUGGCUAAGUAUAAAAUUAUUUUCACUUUCCCUGGAUAUGGGACUGAGGGGUGGAGAACAGCAUAGUCAAUGGUCAGGGAUGAUGGAAGUUGGAGUCCCAAGAACAUCUCUCUUACACUACAAUUAUAGCAGACACACCAGCACAGUCUUUAAAGGCUGUGUGUAAUGGUGGUGGUUGUGGCAACUUUGGUAAAGGAAAUGGAACAUUUCAGGAAAUCUAAAAUGGGUGGGAAAGAACCAUAAUGUUCUAGGCUGCCCUUGAACUAUAGCAUGUUAACAUUCUGUUAAAGUAGCUUGGGCUAAAAUUUUACAGCCUGGUCUAGAGACUUUGCAAAUGAUUCCUACUGCAGGUGCUGGGCCACCUGAACUUCCUGAUCUGGUGUUAUAUCCUUCUUCCUCAGCACAAGAAAACUCAAAAACAACUGUGGUAAUCUUAAUCAAGAAAGAGAUCAAUGAGCACAUGUUUUUGCAUGAGGGUCGCAAGUUAAAAGGGGCAGGUGAUGGAAAAGAACUCUGCCUGAAACCUUGUUGCCAUCAGUAGACCUGUUUUCCUGGCACCUGCACCACAAAUUCAAAAACUGUGAUGAGGAGCUUGUUAGGAAUACAGUGAGAAGCAGGAACAGGGAAGAUCCAAGGCAGAUCAUAUCAAAAACAAUCCACUUACAGGAGGAUUUGAUAUCUAUAUAUUAGUGGUUCCCAAACUUUUAUUCCCCACAGACCAACUGAAAAUUGCUGAUGGUCUUGGAUUUUUCUGCCCAUUCAGUACUGUUCUAGAUGCUGAAUGUUUUUAUUAUUGUUGUAUUUUACAGGCAUGCCGCAGACCACCAGAAUGAAGGCCCCUGGACCGCAGGUAGGGAAUCCCUGCUAUAAUUGAAUUGAGGCUGCUAGAGGUUACUUUUGCAAGCAGGUGGAGCAACCUAGGGCUUAAACCAGGUAUAAGGAAACUGUGGCCCUCUAGAUGUUACUGUCCUACAACUCUCACCAUCUCUGACAUUGGCCAUGCUCACUGGGACUGAUGGGAACUGGAGUCCAACAACUUGAACUGGAGGGCUAAAAGUUCCUCACCCUUGGCCUAGCCAGUUUCUGUGUCAACAUACGAUCAUACCAUAGCUGAAGAGACUCCUUGCUGAUCCAGUACGGUGAGGUAUUUGGUUAUAUGUGAGGUGGUCCAUUGCAUCUCCCAAGGCCAAGGAAGUUUGAGUGUUGUGCAACAAUGAAUCACUGUUCAAGGUUUCUUUCACUGCAAGACAGUUUUCAAGCAAAGGUGGCAAUUGACUUGCUCUGCAUUCAUUCACUCUAAUCUUAACAACACACAAGGAAAUCAUUAUCCCUGUGUUCACAGUAGAUGUUAUAUAGUUGGUGGUUCACUAAACUAAAAACUUAAGCUCAUAUGGAGUUUCAGACUUUAUAAUAACAAAUCUCCACACUUCCUACACACGGAACAAAAAGGUAGACUGCAUGGGGGUGUUCACUUCCUUUUGUGUUCAUUGCAUAAGCCAAAAAACCAACUCCACAAAGUAAAUGAAGGUUCUCCUAUUGUCCUGUAUAAACACCCCUUUGUUGCUUUCCAGUGAAAAACGCUUCUUAAAGAAAGCUUUAUAUAGAUUUCAAUAAAGAAAGCACUGUAUGAAAAACUGGAUUCACAACACAAAUUAGACCAGCUCUGUUGCACUGACUGGUGCAUGAAAACGAAAGCCAACAAUGUCAGAUAAUAUUUUAUUUGGAGCUAAAGUGACCCAUUGUGAACUUUGACAUGCCACCACUUCCAAGUUAUGUGUACCACUUUGACAAAAACUGGGCUGAAUUUCUUUUGGCUGGGAGCCUAUAGGGACCUAUAUUCCAAUUUUACCUAAUAUUAGAAGUAAUUUUCUUUUCGCCUUACUGGCCAGUCACAAUUUUCCCCACCUACUGUUUCGUCUUUGCCGAAUCUCCUCAUAGUUCUCGGUACUAUUCUUUGUUUGUUUGCUUGCUUCAUUUUAAAAAUAAAACUCAACUGUUUUGCUCCAGGAAACAUAUACGAAAAAUGGUCAGAGCCCUCUUUUAAAAUCUAAUUGACUCCUGUAUCAAUCUGUUGCUGCUGGCUUAUCAAAAGCAAGGAGAGCCACGGUGCUGUAGUCUUAAAAAACAAACAAACACUCUUUUGUUACCAUAGAUCCAAAAGGGAGGUAUGUACAUAUUUGUAAAAUGGAUUCUUGCAGACUUUUCUCUGACAGUGCCCUAACUUCUGCCCAGAAAAUUGGAUUAUUUGAGGUGAUUUAAUUGUGUGGUAAAUGCUCAUAUCAAUACAGUCAAAACUUCACAUUUUGGCAAAGCUUUGGAAGAAGACUCAGCUAUAGGAUCUCUUUGAGUGUUAUGCGCUGAAUAAUGUGUGCAAAGAACAGCACCCUCCUAGGAGGGCCUAUACUUCAGGAUUAGGAGACAGGAUCAUGUGUGUGUGUGGCCAGAUCAUGCUUGGAUGUCCUAUAACAUUUUAUCAAAAGUCUGGAAAGGGAUAUGGUAGAAGGUUUACUAACUCCAUAUCUAUUUAUUACACAGAUAUCCCACCUUUCCUCUGCAAGGUAGGUCAGGCCAAGAGAGUGUGACUAAUCUAAGCUCAGCCAAUGAGCUUCAUGACAAUGUGGGUCUCUCCAGUCUUGGUCUAACUGCUACCGAGAGAGGGGUGGAAAAGCAAGUAGGAGACUCUUGGUGAGAAGGCUACCCUGUAAAUUAAACUCUCAAACAGUAACAGUGAUAAAGCAGUGGAAAGGUUCAUUUAUAACUGAGAAUAAGAGGAUCUGUGGUGCUUUUACAGAUUAUUACUCUCCAUUACACACUUCCAAAAUGACUCUUAUAUCCACAUUCUACUAGGAAGAGCAUGGGUUUAGGAAAGUUACAAGGAAGAGAAUUCUACAUGUGUGUGUUUAAAAUUAAAACUAGAAGCCCAUGAAGGAAUGGUAUUUCCUUACAAAGAGUUUGGGGAUAUAUUCAACCACCCACUAGCCGCUUUAUUUCAUAGGAUUGUCUCCAAAUAGAUUAUUCUUGAGAAGAAUCCAGAAUCCAGAUUGUAUUUAAAUCUGAUUAACAGAAGAACCCUAACCCCUGAUCCGCUGAGCUGGAAGGGAUUAGGAUGUGGUGAGGGUGUCCCUCCACCCAGCUCUGCCAUUGCAGAGCUCCCUGUUGCACCAACUGAAAGCACAGGCAGUCUGAAGCUAUGAUGACAUUGCACAGCCACAAGAAAUGGCUGUAUAGUUAAGGGGAGGAGCUAGAUUAUAUUGCAUGAAUCUGCUGUAGCUCACUAUGGGUUCAAUUCAGAGAAGAAUAAAUCAGCAGGUAGCCUUCGCUCUGUCGUCUCAUGCGAGAGUUUGUACAAUACCAUAAAAGGCAGAUGUGAGAGCAGUUCUUGCGCUUCCACUUCUGUAAGAGGUUGCACAAGCUCCAGAAAGAGUUGUACAAUAGCACUUCCAUCAGUAGAAGUCCCUUUUCUCACGAAGUAUUUUUUGAUCCCACCUCUUAUCUUGCCUAUUUCUUUUCAAACCCUUCCGUAUUACUUUCAGCUGGACAAAACAAAGAUGAAAAUAUAAACAUCUUCAUGUUGAACAGUUAAGCCAGCGAUGUAUACAACAUGGUCACAGAACGAAGGUGGGGAGGAAUCAAAUACCUUUUAAAUCAGUACUGUAAUUUACAUGAUAGAUGGCCUGUGAAAGUUUAAUACAGAGUAAUGGAAAUAAGUUACUAAUGCACAGGUCAGAAUGCACAUAAAUUGAAAGGGGGCAGGCUUAAUGCAGAGGACACCUAAUAAAAGAAACAUACAAACUGGCAGCCAGCCAAUGCAAUAUUAAUAUCUACAAAUAGAGCACUGUAUUAGAUAUGACAAACAUUUCCACUGCCAGCCUAAAUGAAAGAAAAUGUUUAGUCUUAGCACACAAGUAUGACUAUGAAGUCAUCAGAGGCCUUCAUUUCAGGCCCAUUUAAAAUAAGCAUUCCAACUAGCAUUUCUUUCAACCAACAUGUCUUCUGGGCACCAUUUACAAAAAUUCAAAUAGUGACAUAAGGGACCAUCUUAGAUUCCAUUCAGUACCAGACCUGCCCAGAGCAUCAAUAGAUCCUUUGGCCAUUGCUGCUGCUGUUCAAAGAACUGCAGUUCUGCACUAUGGUAGGGAACAAGGGUUUUCUUGCUGCUAUAGUAAUUGACAGGCUCCUUUCACUCCUGUUCCAGUCUGUUAUGUGGCAUUCAAUAAAACAAUGUCUGGAGGAGAUUCAUCACAGUGCUAUCUCCUUUUUAAAAUUUAAAGUCCUGGCAGCUUGCUGGAGUGCACGAUCUCAUGGCAGUUGCUAGCAUGCAGUCUGGCAGGCCAACAGGUCCAAAGUCCUGUCGCCUUGUCUUGCUUCUUUAAAAUAAUUGUUCUGAAUGCACAAUACAGUUUUCAUAUAUUAAUUCUUGACUACCUUCAACCUGGAAGACAGGAGACUAUGCAAAAUGUUGCCUGUGGAACACCGAAGAAUUCUGUUAAAGCACAGCAGCAGAGGAUUAUUUUUCUUCUAAGUUAAAAUCCUAUGCAGAUCUGCUUAAUAAAAGAAAGAAACAAAAAGUUUUCAAAUUCUGCAGGCACCAUUCUAGACAGCCUCAUAUGUUAUGUCCCAUUGGAGCACACAGAGAGAGGGAGGAGAGAGGAGAGAGAAGCAAGAAUAUGCACUACUUGGCCAUGUCUUAAUGACCUUAAGGUAAGAAAAAGAGAAGUCUCCAUUCUGCCCUGCCCUCAUAAAUAAAAAAUUAUUGAGAAAAGUGAAUCCCCUAUAUGUCUACAAGUUGGCGUACCUAUUCUACUCUGGAGAGGCUCAUGUGCCAGUUAAUUCCAUCCACUUUGGCCAAAAGGAAAAAAGGUCAGAACCAUUUUUAAAAUUUUCCAUUAUAGUGAAUGUAAACCACAGAGCUUCAUUUUAUGCAGAGCAACUUGGGAUACAGAAUACACACUGAAGUGCAGAGAACAUACAGCAACUCAGAAAGAGAAUGAGAUUUACAGAGCAUGCCAAUGCAAAUUGAAACCUAUGCAACCCCCUAAAGCAUAUGGGUGGACUUAGACCAAGAGAACGGCUCAGCUAUGAAACUCACUGGAUGACCUUACACUUGUCUCUAUCUUUCAGUCUACCUGAUGAGAAUAAAAUGGGGAAACUGGCUGUGUUUCUUCGCGAACUUCUCAAGUAAAUUAAGUGAUUGUACAAACAUCUGAGAAAAGCAAUGAAUUUCCACAGCCUUGCCCAUAUACAGAUUUUAACUAUUUGAGAUAUGUAAGCAUAAGGUGCAUGCAUUAUAUUAGACCCACAGAAAGAGCCCAAAUUCAACUAUUGGUAUGGUUAUCAAAGCCACCUAGGUUUUUUCUCUCAACAAAUUUCUGUGAAAUACGGGGAUUAGGGAAAAUGUGAAAUUUUAUCUCUCUUAACAACAAAUGGCUGGCACUAGGCGUUCUCUUAAAACACCUUUUUAAUGGUCCCCUGAGAUCACUUAUCACUUCCAAUCCUCUUUACAUUCUAGCACACACUCCACCAUGAACAGGAUUUUAUAAAUACUAUCAGCUUCAUACUUCUUCUUUGACUUCCUCAGACAAAACACUUCUUCAUUUCUCAUUGUGCCAUUAUCUUUAAACACUCAGAAACAUCAUUUUUAAUGCAUACCUGUUGCCAAAAACAGCAAAGACUCUUACAUUUAUACAUGCAAGAGGAGAUAAGUGCUUAACCCUGUUACCGUACAAUUAGAGUCUUUCAGCAUGACAUUUGCUUGACAGAUCCCUGCAAAUCCCUCCAGUGACUUGCUGCAGACUGUGUUCCUUAAAAAAAAAUCUCCAGAUGAGCCCCAUUGAAAGGCAAACCAGUGCCUAAGAACAGCAGCAGCCAACUAUAUUUUAGUGCCUCAGCCAGAAAAUCCAUAUGGCCUUCUCCCUUCAAGCUGUAGUAGCAUUUGGGGGGUGGGGUUCCACUUUGGUUGUGCCUGCCUAAUUUGCACUUUCCAGAACAACUGAACUAAACUGAAAUGUUUGAAAAUCCCAACUUCUCCACACUUUGUGAUGCCAUUUUCUAAACAAGCAAGGUGUACCAAAAUCCAUAUAAUAGGGGGACGUGCCUGUAAAAAGUGCAUAUCACAGUAGUAAUAAACAUACAAAAAAUGCAUCAUGUUAGGGAAAAUUGUUUGUAAAAUAUCUGUACAUUUGGCAAAAUUUCAUACAAAAAUGUGUAUAUUAAGAGAAAAAUGCACUAAAUGUUCUUUGGGGGAUUUUUUUUAAUGCAAACCGAUGUGAAAAAUAUGACAAACUGAAAUGAAGAGUGGAAAAAAUGAGAAACUGAGGGUAACCAAAAUUAACGAUUUGUCCUUUCCUAGGUAAUAUAUACCAUAUAUUUUACACAAAAACCACAAAAUGUUUCAAUCCUUUUUAUUGCUAAGAAAUUUUAUCUACAAGCACAUAAAUGCACAAAAGAAAAAGGUGUGUGUGUAUCUAUGCAUACACUUACACUAAGCAGAGAAUAAACUUUUGAUUUCAUAUAUUUCCAAUUGGGGGGAAAGAAAACAAGCUGUCCCUAUUGCAAAGCUUCUAAUAAGUUAUAUGGUUGAACAUCAUCUCGUACCUUAUUGUUCUAGUGCAGUACAUAAUAAACAUGGACCAUUUUUCAAUGAAACUUUUAUUUCCCUUUCUGUCUUUUCUCUAUUUAAUAAUGUCUGUAAGUUUCAACAUGUAUAUCACAUCCCAGAUCCUACUAAUCUUCUCUUUCAGUGAUGGUGGGUUUUUCUGUUUCCACUUAUGGCCAACUGCUAUUGUAGCUGUUGUGAAUUCCCUUUCAAGGCAUCCCAAAUCAGCUGCUGAUUUAAACACAAUGCUCACUUUUGUACUGAUUUAUCUAUAAGCAGAGAAACAGAACUUUUAUUGAAAUAUUUAAAAAGUUCAGUAAAUUUAAGUGUGAUGGUGAAGUCAUACGUAUCAGACUUCUGCACUACAGGAAAAGAGAAAUGUAUCUGAAAGUGGUUAUGCAAAGCGCCUCAGAGGAGAUCAAACCCAGUACACAAUUAUAUAUUAAAGCAAACCUAAUUUGAAUUAUUUUACCGUUACCCAUUGUGCCCUAUACCCAAUACAGCAAGCAUGGAACUUAAUGUUAUCAUAUUUCGUUGGAAGCUGCCCAGAACCUAGUCUGGGGCAACCUAGUCAGAUGGUGGCAUCAUCAUCAUCAUGCCUUUAUUGUUGCUAGCUGAUCAUUUCUUUCUUAGGCCAACUGCUGGUUAGCAAACCAGUAUAAUAAUCUACUCAGAACCUAGUCUUAGGAAACCAGUCAUUACACAUCCACCAUGGCUCAACAACCAGCGCUUCCAUUUUAGCCUUGGCUCCUGCCGAUUUGAGCUUCCUCUUGACACCCUUCAUUCUCACACUAGCUGCUGACCUUCCUGAGCCCCUACUGUUUGCUUGUCCGGACUCUGUAGCCCUGCUGACGCCUAUCAACUCUCUAGAAUAGGGGUGGGGCACCUUCAGCCUUCCAGAUGUUGUUGAACUACAACUUGCAUCAUCCCUGACCACUCACCACGUGGGCUGGGGCUGCUGGGAGUUGGAAUCAAACAACAUCUGGAAGGCCAAGGGGUUCCCUACACAUGCCUCAAAACUAACCGUGCCACUUUGAAUGAUGUUUUACUAAAUAACUUGGGGCAAUGGCCCUGUUACCAUUUGGAAUGCUGAUCCUUAGUGUACCAUCAUAGAUCCAAUAGGCAGGAGCAAAGGAGAAGGGAAACAAACUAUACAGAACUCAAUGGUGUGCGGUCCAUGGACUAGUGGGACUAGCCUAGUCCCCUUAAUGUUCCCAGCGGGAACUUUCCAUGUACCUUCUGUGAUGGAACUCCUACUUGGGGACUUCCCUGGCUUUUUUCUGGCCCACAUAGGAGCAGUCUGGAUAGUUAGCCUUGGUGAAGACUUGACGUUUUCCUCCCCAAAAAAGUUUUUGCGUUUCUGCUGAAAUGAGGCUGCAUUUUAAUGUUGCAUUUUAAUCUUGUUUUUUAAGUUGUAUUUCAAUCAAUUGUUUUAUAUCUGGUGUUAUACCUGAGCCUGGUCUUGGCUGGGGGGGCGGGGUAUAAAUAAAAUUUAUUAUUAUUAUUAUUAUUACCUGCUUAGCCAGUGUCUCCAGGCUCCGUGUAUGUGUGCAUGCACAUCUCUCUCUCUCUCUCUCUCUCUCUCUCUCUCUCUCUCAUUACCUCUGUAAUCAUAACAACACACACAUGAGUAGGAAGUGGCUGCUUGAAGCAGAACUGCAGCCCCUUCUUCAUUUUUUAAGGAAGAGCAGUCAGAAAGCCUGAUGUGCCUAUGGGGUAGGGGUGGAACAGCCACUGUGUGUGUGUGUUUUGAAAGCGUGGUGUUUUAAUAACAUAAACCCCCAGCCCCAAUCUGCCAGAACCUGAAGGAUCAGCAGCAACAUGCAACAACCACCAACAACAUGAUAAUAGAAAGGGAGAUGAUGAAGAAAGGGUGUGUGUUAAAAAGGGGUUUUUUUAAGGGGGGGUCCACGCUUCCACCUGGGGUUGUCUUUUUAAAAAACAAACAAGGCCAAGCCAAACUUUUCUUCUUUUUGCAAGCUGCUUGGAACUGGCAAAUUGACCAGCUGGGGAAUGGACUUCCUUGGGAGGCUGUGGAUUCUCCUUCAUUGAAGGCUUUUAGGUAUCUGCCAGAGAUGCUUGAGUGGAGUUCUGUCUUGCAGGCAGUUGGACUAGAGGACCCUUGGGGUCCCCAACUCUACAUUCAGCCCUGUUCCCCUAUAAGAAAAUUCACUGCACGCCACUGACAGAACCUGUUGGCAUGCUUGUGUUUCCAUGCAUGCAAGGACAUGUUGGGGAAAGGUGUGUCGUAUGCAAAGGGAAAUUUGUAUCUAGCUGCUACUAAGUACAUGCAUGGCUGGCAGAGAAUAAGCCCCCAGAUGUGUAGUCAGCAGGAUUAUUAACUGUGUGAGCCACUGAACAAACAGUUGCAAUGCCACCCUGGUUUCUAAGGUUUCUUAACAUCUUUCUACCGGUGCUCCACACCUUCCUGAUUAGCAGGGCUUAGGGGCAAUGGCUGCUUUUGAAGCUCCUGUACUGAUCUGUUUUAACUUUCUAAAUUGACCGGCUUUUUCUGUUGGAAGACAGCCAAUUGCUUUAAUGGCUGCUUUGUAUUUUGUUUUUUUGAGGAAGGGGGAAGGUACGCUGCUGCUUCUAGGAGUUUUGUGAUUCUGUAUUAUUAUAUUUAACAUAUAAUAAAUAUAUAUUAAAAGGCCUUCAGCCUUUUUAAAAGACAUAUAGGAGAAAGUGGGACAGAAAUGGUUAAAUACAUAAAUAGAUGCCAUAAUAAAUCUGGUAGUCUUUAGGGUGCCACAAGACUUUGUUGUUUUAGCAAUUUCAAAUCUAUCACUGUUGUUCAUAAGACCACAGCUGUAAACAGUUUGGAGCAUACUUUGCUGAACUGAUUCCUCUGAAGCAUUUUUGAAACAUCAAAGGUGUUUUGCAUCCAAGCCUUGAUUCAGGGCUUUUCCUUCAUGCAGUUGAUAUUAAUAGUGAAGCAGGUGCUCCGUGAAAAUGCCCAGUUGUGUGAAAGCAUUUUGCCGUACAAUUAUUUUCUCCUCAGAAAGGGGGGCGGGGAGGCAGCAGGAAGGAAAUGUGUGGAGAAUCCAAAAAGCUCAAAGACAUGUUUGAAACCAUCAUGGCCUAAAAGCAGUCACCCAGCCCUGCUCCCAAUAAAAUGAUUGCAGUUUUUAAAAGUGGCUUCUAUGAGUUCUAAUCUCACAGCUGAAGACUUUUGAAAUUCCCAGUCAGUUUCUCUCAUGUGUGGGGGGUUAAACAUUUCAAAAUAAUACCUUACUCUGGACUAGGCAGUGACUAUGUUUGUGAAACCAUAUACAACAAACCAUCUUCCUUUUAACACAAGUGUGGCUUUUCAUGCUGAAGGAACUUCCCACCUCUAGUGUGACAGUAUAACGUCUGGGCAUGAUUUAAGGCAAGCAGAAAGAACGCUAAGAGUCUGAAGUGAAGUUAUUCAAAACCAGAGAAGAAUUUUAGGUAAUGGAAAAGCUUGAAGACUGAUAGGCAGCUGUCUCCUCCAGCUUCAGUAAAUUAGGCCUUCGGAGUUACGGCUGCUGACAGCUACCUUAACAUCUGUCUGGUAUUUUUAAGGUGAUAACAUGCAGCUGAUGUCUUUGAUCUUAAUGGAAAAUGCACAUCAGUCGCAACACUUGGAGAGGCCCCAUUUUUGGAUAGAAGCGUUUACCAAGCAGGAAAAAUUGCUGAGAAUCUUUUCAGUGUACGGUCAGAAGAGAAAAGGAACUAAUAUUUUAAAAAAAUUCUCCAAACAGGCUUCCCUGCAGAAAAGAUUACCAGUGUGGCCAAAAGCCCACCCUUUUCCACACAAGAGCAAUUCCAAACAACCUCGAACCUUGUUUUUCAAAAGGAUACUACGGUGAAAGGUAUUCGCUCCUAUUUCAGUGACAUGAGCAUUUGCCUCAUACAAACUCUGGUUUCAAUGUCUCUCAGUAUUUGUCUUUAACUAACCACAAGGGCUCAAGGAAUGCCUCUAGUUUUCCAUGUUCCUACAGCUCAAUAUGCUUUCAAUUAUUUUCCUGGCAGAGGUAAAGAAAGGGGGUUUGAUAGUCUUAGGUCCUUAUGUCAGGAGCAUAUAAAUGUGCCUUUUUUAGAAUGAUACAAAUAUCGCUUUCUUCUCUGACUGUCUGAUAUAGUAGCAAUUUCUAAAAUGAAAGAGCAGGCUUUUCUUACAAGCACUGAAGAAGACAUUUGAAGACGGGAAGCAAUGCCUUUUAUCUGUGCGUCCCUUGUCAAUAUUCUUGGGCUCCUACCUCCCACUGAGGGAGUCAAAACUGAACCAGUCCUGAAAUCUGGGCUAAAUGUGUAUUUAUUUUUUUCUUGAACUGGAACAGAAUAUGAGCAAUUAGUUGCAAGUGUGCUGAACCUGAGCCAGAACAGAACCUAAUGAAUAGGUGCAGGUUAAUGCUUCAGAAUAUCAGCUCAAAAAUAUGUCUGUGUACACACUAUACAUUUAAAGUAUAUGACUUCCCCCAAAGGAUUGUGGUAACUGUAGUUUGUCCCUAACAGAGCUACAAUUCUCAGCACUCUUAACAAACCACAAUUCCCAGAUUCCUUGGCAGCAGCGGCAGCGAUGCCAGCGCCAAUGCGAUGCCACUGCCAAUGCAGACCUCACUCCAGACCCCUCUGCAAUGCUUCCACUUCUGGGACACAGUGCCCUUCCAAGCGUGCUCUCCUGAGCAUAUGCGUGCCCCCCAACCUCCCCAUUAAAAAAUAAUAAUUAGAAAUGCUCCCAAACCCCAGACAUUUGUAUAAAAUGCAAAAAUCCACCCAGAUGGGCAUACUGCCCCCCCAAAAGAGGACAUGUCCAGACAUAUGGCAACCAUAAUAUAUGCAUGCAAAUUUAUAAAUAAUUAUAUGAGACAUCUCACUAUAGUGUGGAAGACUGUGGCCAUGUGACCUGUGUCUGCUGUUCGAGUGCUAAAGAAAUAACUGUUGAUGGGCAUCUUCAAGACUUUUGUUCUCCCUUCUUGAAGUUCUUUGUCUUUAACCUGGCACAGGAUCCUUCAAACAGACAACUGUCCUCUAACAGCCCUCUGAACCGACGAAUGUCUUCUGUAACAUAGGAAGGGAACUUGUUUGAACCGAAGGCCCUCUGGCCAACUACACACACUGCGAACACUGGAUAUAAAACAGCUCAGGAUUAACAGACAUCUUGGUUAGUUUACAGCCGUGAGCUCGAUGCAGAAUUGUAGCAGCUGACGUAAUGGAAUCCGCAGAGUCAAUACCAAAAGAAGAAACUGAAAAGUAGAUUAAAAUAAGAAUAAUCUAGCCAUUUGGAUUAUUAUGCUUCCAAAUACCAGGAAAUAGCUUGGAAAUUGCUUUCAGGUAUCAUGUUUACUAAAAUUGCUUUCCUGUAUCAUGUUUACUAAAAUGCAGAGUUAUUAUCACCUACCGGGGGGUAACUGGAUAUAGACUGUAGUGUUUGUAACAUAAGAAUUAUUGAUGGAGCAGUGAGUUAAAUGCAGGCUGCCACAGAGUGCUUGAGUGUGCUUUUCCCUUGCAGGUGAAUGCAAGCAUCCUUUCUGUGAGUUUACUGUACUAUUUAAUGCAAAAGGUAGGGGUGAUUAUUCCUUGACUAUCAGGAUUAGAGAAGUUUGUUAAGCAUAACAGCUAUGAGUCAACUUCAUACUCUUUUAUCUUCCACUUAACUGAUUUCACGCAAGCUAGGAUAUCCGUACCAAGGAAGACGCCAAUAAUAUCUACUCCCUUUUCUGAACUCUAAUUUUGCAGAUCCUUUUAAGAACAGAAAGGUAUAUGAUGCACACAUUUGGUCUGCCAAAAGGUCCAGCAAGCAUUUCAGGUAUCAAUGAGUGCUUUUGUUUAAAGGACACUGAAAAAGACACCAUAUCUCACAGACGUUUCCUAUUAGAAAGUACAUUCCUAAUUUUACCCAAGUAUAUAGAGAUGCUGUGCUCUGUUGAGAAGAUGAAAUUUUGGAUAAAAUGUGUUUCAGGCCUCCUGCAAAGUGAACUUAUCCAAGUAACUGGUCCCUUCAGCUGAACUAGAAAUAGUACUAUUAAAAGUGAUGGGAACCAUUUAAUAGGGCUGUAAACCCGAAUACAAAUUCCUUAAAUUCCUUAAGUUCCUAGUUGUAUUAAACAAAACAGGUCCCAAUUGUUUGUUCAUCCUUUUCAAGGCCCAGGGAAAUCCCUGGGUUCAAAUUGGCUAAUAAUAAUAAUAAUAAUAAUAAUAAUAAUAAUUGUACCCCAAUCAUCUAACUGGGUUGCCCCAAAGGUUUAGCUACUGUAGAAUUAAUUCAGCUUCACACUGUGAUGUUGUACAAACAGUAAACAUACAAAAAAAUGCAGUAAUCACAUUAACACUAUUGUCUAAGACAUUGAUGUCACAGGACUUCAGUUUGGAUGGUGUGUGACUCAGUUUGGCCCAACCCUGGAUCAAUUUGUGUCCAACACAAUUGCAGCAUCCACACCAUUCAGCACUUAUUAUACCACUUGAACAGUCAUGGAGAAUCCUGGGAAUUGUAGUUUGUAAAAGGUGCUUAUCAAGGGUACCGCUGACCUCACAAAGCUACACUUCCCAGCAGGGCCUUUUUCCAGCCAGAACUCUGUUCUGGCACCUCUCAGGUGGGCACCAUUGCCAUUAUAAGAGAACAAGGGAGGUGUUCAUUGUCAGUUCUGACACCGCUUUUUCUCGAUAAAUAGCAGUUUCCCAGUACCCCGGGACACGCCCUGGGUAAUAAGAUGUUGCGCACCACUGCAGCAAAUACAGUUGCACAACUACAUUGUAGGAGAGAUGGAUAUGACCAUGCCUUGUUCCACUGAGAUCGCAUGAAAUACUAUUAUUCUGGAUACACAUGUCAAUGCAGAUAUAUAUCUGCAUCUGAUAUAGGAAACAAGAUCGCCUGUGGCUAAAGGUAGGGCAAGACCUUCCGUCUUCUCCUCGGAAACCAUCUUUGUUUUUGUGAUCAUGCAAUCAGCAAGAAACUCAAGGAGUUUUGUGAGUACUCAUAAGGAAUGAUUGCAACUGCAAAACCCAGGUGAUGGACUCCUCCUCCCUUCCAUUGCACAUGGGGGUGGGGAGGUAAGGCAACAGAAGGAGCAAGUGUCUGGUUCCUCAGACUCCAGAUUUUUAGAUAAUAUUUCAGAUCAUGCUCAGAAGUGUCACUUUAACUUCUGGAGUUGGUUGUGCCAGCCAGUGGUGAGGCCCUCUGUCACUGGUUGCCCUCCCCUUUGUGAAGGGGAGAAUCUGUCAGAUGAAGGGGUCUAAAGUUGUGGCCUUUUCUUGAAGUUCAAUCCAUAGAUGACCCCAGUGAGAAAGCCUGCGUCUGUAUGUGGACCUCUAUUACUGGCUCUGAAUAAUAGGACAAAAUAGCUGAAGAGAGCCCAUGCUGGGUCAGUUCAGGCCUUGGUCACUGCUUGCCAAACUGAGCCUGAUUUAAAGUUUGGUUGCUGUCAUCCCUCUGAUAAGCAUGACAGAUAGGGUUGCGCAUGGGACAGAACAUUUGGUGUUCUUUAGCUGACACCUUUUAUCUUUAAAAGAAAGUUGCAUAGCGUUGUUGCUUUCUUUUUGCAGACUUGUGAUUUGUACAUUUUGUUCUAAGAAAGAAAGAAAGAGUUAAAUUAUUUGUACUGCUGGUCUAACCCAUGCAUCAUCUCAUGCUGUACCACUCAUGCCAGUGCAACAGUGGGAUGCAAUUUGUAACUGAAACCGCUUCAUUCUAAUGACAGCAAACAGCCCAAAUGGCAUUUAAAUGGGAAUGGAAUUUAAAGUAAAGGAAUGGAAUGUUAUUCUUUCUCAACUCAUUGGGGUGGAGGGAAGAUUGGGCAAAAGUAAGUUCUCCUGCAUGCCUCUCUGUUGAAAUGAAUAGGAGCUGCACAAGAGCAUGGCUACAAACACAUGCUGUUCUGUAGUAAUUCCAUACAGGGCCAGCCCUAUUAUUAGGAAGAGUGGGGUGGCUGAUUUGAGGUGUCAUGAAAGGCUAGCUAAUUGUUAUUUAUUUAAUUAUAAUUUUACUGCCCCAGGAGGGUGAAGGUGUUUGUUAGAUUUUCUGUCUCAGGCACCAGAACAAUUUGACCAGCCUAGGAUAUCAUGCACUUUGACUGCGGGGCAAAGGUGUUAUUUAUCAUUCGUACAUUGAAUAAAACUCAUUUAUCACGCUCAAGACAGAGCGCUUUCUAAGGCAGGGUACAAGAAAGUAGAACAAUAUAAAUACUCAUUAUAUUCUGGGUCUAGGCAUGCUUCUUCAGAAAAUAUCCAAAUCAGUCUGAAAACAGCUGUUUUCAGUCUCAGAUCCAAAGCUGCCCACAAGGGAAGCCAUGGCAAUUGGAUAUACUCAUUGCAAAGCCAAAAUGACCAGUUACAAGCUUUCUGAAGCUCAGUAGCCUUCUAUUAGUUUGCCUUUGCUUUGAAGUUGAGAGCAAGGCAAAGCACCUCUCUGCUUAUUGAAGGCAAGGGCAACCCACUACAUUUUGCUGCCUGGGCCGAGUGGAUAAGAUGGUAUAUCGCCCAUUUCAAGUACAGAAACCUGUCAGAUUGCCAGUUUGAACCUCCAGCACUGGCAAUAGGACCAAGGGGUGGCAAGGUAGUUGAAAGGGUGGAGAGUGGACCACCUGGUACAGACAGGUCUGUACUGCUACAGAGGGAGAGAGGCUCAAGCAGAAUGGUAUUGACUUCCUCACAUGCACACAUACGCAUAGUGCCUUGCUGCCUGAGGCAGCAGCCUCACUCUCCCUAAUUGUAGGGUCCUGCCGGAGGCUCAUGCUGACUGAAGGAAGCAUGUGAAUUAGUUACCUCUCCUAGAGGCCACUGCAUCUGUCAGUCACGGAACUGAUCCUGUGUUUUUAUGGAAUUGUACGGGUUGGGGAUGGUGUAGAGCAGGGAUAGGAAACACUUUUAAGUCUGAGGCCAGAUUCAAACCUGGCCAACCUUCAGGGGCAAGAGGCAAAAGGGGACAGGCAAAAGUGGCUGGGGUCAAAGGUUGCCAAAGCAAAAAAUAAAUCAAUAAAUACAGUGAGGCAAAAAAUGCUGGAAAAUUGCAUUUUACAUAAUGUUGUGUGUUCUAGAGACAUUAUCUGACUUCAUACCCAUGCAACGCAUGCUGGGGCCCCUCCAUCUUAGGCACGACAGCAUCUUCAAAAUAAUACCAUUGUGUAAUAAACCUGUUUGCUGCAUAGGAGCAUUAUUUAUACUUACUGCCUCUGAUUCGACUGUUAAGGUAGGAAACUCCACAAUUUAUUGGUCAGGCCCUCCGUUUCUAGACAAUUGACAAGCAUUCUCCAGAAUCUGCAAAUAUGUCCUGUUUUCAUGAAACAAAUGCCGUCCCUUCUUGUGGGGCGGGGGUGCCAAUUCAUCCCCACAAACCAGUUUUUGGAACAGCAUAUUAAAAUGCAUUUGGGUUAAAUGUACAGCUACGCUCAUGAUCACACAGCAAAAUGCCGAAGGCACUGUAACAAGCAGGGGAGCAGGGAUGGGUAACUUGCCCCCCUCCAGCUGCUGUCGGACUCCAAUCCCCCCUGACCAUCGGCCUCAUGGACCAAGGUUGAUGGGAGCUGUAGUUUGUCAGCACUGAAGGACCACAGGUUAGCCGCCUAUGGGCUGGAAAGAGGAUCACUACUGCAGGAAGAACGCUGAACUAAAUAUCUGGUUGCAAUGAAUCCAGAAUGAUUCAGUGUGUGGUGGCUUGUGGGGAAAGGGGGAAACUAUUUUUCUUCUGCUGCUCAGAACGGUAGGAGCUAAAAGCCUUUCAUAAUGAAAAGUAUACAGAAUGACAACAGCAGAGGCCAGCUCUCAAGCCUAUGUAUAAACAUAAUUGCUCGAUUUGGGGUUUUGGAACGUUUGUUCCUCCAAACCUUAUACUCCUUUUUUUAUUUUCAAAUAGCAUGCCCCCUGCCAAGAAGUUACAUUUUUUCCUCUCUUUAAAAUAAGCAGUGAGGGCAAUGGCAUGAUGAACAAAUUUCAUUUCUUCUGUUCCAUUUUUUCCAUCUUUAAUACAGCCUCCAGCAGGCCAAAUGGCACCAGUGCAAUUGCUAGUAAGUCAAUACAUCUGGCUGCAUUCCUGAAAUGACAAAUCUGAUGGAUAGAACUCCAGCUCCUAUACAAAGCCUCUUUUCAGAAUGCUCUCUCCCUGGUACUUGUCUGCUUGGAGCAAAACCUAAUGUGUGAAAACAAAAUAAAAAUCAAGCUCUUUCACCACCCCGUGCUAGUGUUUCAUUUUCAGUGGGCUAAUGUUAUUAUUAACACAGCUCUCUCGUGCUGCCCAGAUUCUGCACCUCUGCCUGGAUACGAUGAGAGCUUUCAAUUUGGCACCAAGGAGAUGAGCGGCUGUUCUGAGGGCUCCUUGCUUUGCUACGAAAGCAUGACAUGGCACACUGCUAAGUGUCUAGAACUGAUCAGUAUCCGAAGAGAUACUGCUUUGCUCACCAAAAGCAAUGUGAUUGUGUUGGAAAUUGCCAGUGGUGAGGAAUGCAAGCAUGCAGGGAGGCGUUUUACCUUUCAGCUUUGAUGAUCUUUCAGCAAGAAAUUAUGAGCUAGACAUCAUGUGUGACCUUGUGACUGUAUAUGGGGAACAAUCUGUCAGCACAUCACUGGGCUUUAGUCUGUGAAGGAUUCAGCACAUGCCCAUGGCAUGAAGGUGGGAUACUUGGCAUUCCAUUACUUUAAAUUUAAUGAGCAACUAACACCAGAUCUGUAUGAACUGGAUUGGCUAAGGAGCCAAUAUUGACCUUUAAUGUUUUCUAUAGUCUGAGACCAUGUUGCCUCAAGGAUUACCUUCACCUGUCUGGACCAGCGCAACCCUUAAAACUGGCCAUGGUGGGCCUGCUCUUUGGUUCAUUGGGAGUAGACAUGCCUCGUGGCUCAUUAGAGUCAGUACCACAACUCUGAAAUAUCCUCUGUGAGAAAAUCUAACAGAUUCUACUCUUCCUACUUCCAGAUGGCCUAUGAGGACAGACAUUCAUUAUUGGAGUUUUUAAACUAUUUGAACGGCUCUUGUGCCGUCUUAUCUUUCAUUAUUAUUUUCUUAUUAUAUUGCUUCUGUUUUACGAUAAUUUUUUAUUAUUUAGAUAAAUACAAUUUUUUUUUAUGUAGAAAAGUGGGAUAGGAACCUUCCUCCUACUCCUGGUCCAUGGAAUCAGGGUACCCCAUUAAAAGGAUUCAGGGCCAUAGCGCCCACAAAAUGGUGAUUUCAGAGGAGGGGGUUGCCCUAGUUUGAUGUACAUCAUAAAGCGAUUCAUAUCCUUGGUUAAUCCUGCCAAAUAAUCAACCAGCAGAAGAGGUUAGUUGAUUCAGACUACACACCCAAUGCCUGCACCAAAACCUGAUGACAUCUGUAAUCAAUAACGUUGUGGCCUGUUUAAGUCCCAAGUGGUUGUCCUGCGUUUACUGCAAGUUCACCAUGCCUUGGCCCCACCACCUGUGGCUUCACUGCCCCUGGACCCACACACUGUCCUUCCAAUAACUUCCUUAGGAUUUAAUUGACUGCCCUCAGAAGUUUUGUGGUACCUUUGUGGAAAUGUGUUUCACCUCUAGAUUAGAAUGAACAGGAAGCCGCCUCCAUCCUAAGAAAUGUUUGCACUAAAGGAGAUAGGAGGCAUAUCCCAGAACCUCAUGUCUCUAGACUUCUUGGGACUCCUCUCAGAACCAAACCUCAUUCUCCCACUGCCUUCAGAGGAAAAAAAUGUCUGUUGGCAGGUACAGUCUGAAUCCAAACCUAAUCUCCAAACAGACUGCAAACCCCCAGACCUGCAAACCCACCAGCCAGAUCUAAUUGCUCACCUUUGACAUGGGCUUUGCUUUUUGAAAUAAAACAAAUAAAGGAAAACAAAUGUUGAAUUAAAAUUUGCCCAUUUGAAUGCCACAACAUGAAGAUGUUAUUUUCAAAAAAUGCAUUCUCAAAAUGUAAUAUUUCAACAUGAAAUAUUAGAUAGCCAGGCAAAAUGUCCAGUUCAUCACAUUCAGAGCUAUUCCACUGAAUUUUUUCUCAAAUGCAUGUACUUUUUUUUCCAAUGGUAUGUUCCUUGAUCCCCCUUCAUCCAGGAAAUCCUGGACAAAUGAUGUAGCUUCUUCCACAAAGACAUGACAUUUCUUUGUAUUUCUUGGCCACACAGAGUGAGGGAAAGGGGCGAGGCUUUUACAAACAUCAGAAACACUCUACUAUUUCUGUAGUGAAUUUUGUCCAAUGAUACAUAGAUUUCCCUGUCCAAUAUAACUACUGUAGUAAAUACUGAAAACAGUGACAAGAAACAACAAGCACAGAUCUGUACAAACUCAGGAGAGUAAAGCAGCCUAACAUUAGUCCCUUUAACUCAUCAACAAACUGAAUAAGGUAGCAGUAAAUCUGUAGGUUUAAACCCAGCAGAAAGUAUUGUGGGUGUGGAGAUGACACCCCAGUUAAUGGAGCAGAAGGGGCACCAGCGUACCAGUGAGAGGCAGUGUAGUGUAGUGGUUAGAGUGUCGGACUAGAACCUGGGAGACCAGUGUUCAAAUCCCCAUUCUCUGGGUGACCUUGGGCCAGUCACUCACUCUCAACCAGACAUACCUCACAGAGGUGUUGUGGUGGUACAAUGGGGAGGAGGGGAACUAUGUAUGCCACCUUGAGAUCCUUCGAUUGGGGGGGGGAGUGGGAUUCACUGUUGUUGGCAUCUGUCUGUCUUGAGAAACAGUGGAAUGCGCCUCCAGGAGUGAAGUCAAACCACUGUGUUAGCAGCACCCAAGUGACCUCUCUGGAGCACAGACCUGGGCAGUGUGUAUGGAGGUCCUGGGCUGCCCAGACAAUAAGAUCCACCUCUCAGCCUCACUGAUGUGGUCCAAAGGAAAGCAGAGCAAUACGUUUGGCACCAGCUUGGUUGCAGGAAUGGCUGGAAGGAGGCAUACAAGGCACUAUCUAACCGUCUUAGGGGAAGCACUCUGGAUUUGUGUAGGGUUUAUUCUUAAACUGCAGCAGUAGUUUAGGAUCAGAGUUGAAACUGCCUUCUUGUCUGCUGGGCCCACUAUUGGUCUCAUCUGCUCAAUCCACCAGAGCCUGUCUUUGCAUGCCGGGGAAGUCACACCAAGGGUUCAAGACCUACUGGCUACCCUCACUUGGUUUAGCUGGCCAGUUGAAGCCAUUCCUGGGGUGUGGACGCUGUCACAUGCUGACAGUUUCUAGGAGCCACAGGUGAGAGCUGGGAGCAGGGUGGACGGCAAAGGUGCACGAACUACCCCAGAAGGAGCAUGACAUUUCCCCAGCCAGAGGUACUGCCGCUCCCCUAACAUCCUAUACACCCCUCGUUGGGGUACAAAUAUAAUAAAAUAAAUAAAGUGAGCCUGAGAGUUUUUAAAAAGUGAAGCAAGGAACCUUUGCAGAGGGGAAGUGCAAGCAUUCAGAAGUUUCCAUCUCCUUCACCCAGGACCCUUUCCCUCUUAAAAUCUCUUGCUCUCUUGGCUCUCUUCUCUUCCAUUUACUUUCCCUCUUAUACACGUACCUUUCUACUAUAUUGCAACUGAACUGAGACUUAUGUCUAUUUUGGCCCUGAGGCCUUUAUCAAUAGUUCCACAUUCUAGGUGAUGCAGAGAGCAACCCAGGUAAUGGCCAAUGAGCCUAGCUCAGCAAGUGCAGCAAGAGGCUCUUAAUCUCAGGGUCGUGGGUUUGAACCCCACAUUGGGCAAAAGAUUCCUGCAUUGCAGGGGGGUUGGAUUUCAUGACCCUCGUGGUCCAUUCCAACUCUACAGUUCCAUGAUUCUAUCAUCUAGAUAAAGUGAUAAAUACAUAUUGAGACAUCUAGAUUGACAAAUAAUAUGCCAAGCUGUCUGCACCGUAGUAUUUUGGGGAACCACUGGGGAGCACUUGUCUCACAAUAAGUGUGUUUACAUAUUACAUUUAACACAAUAGCUGAGCAGCAGAAAUCAACCAGUGUACCCCCUUUCACACAAACACUUGUAAACGUGAAGAGACACCUUGUACCUGUGUUCAGUAUAAUGUGUGAACAAGCCUUUUGUGCAAGCUUGGGCACUUGUCGAUGCUUUGAAGCGUACAUACAGAAUGCUGGAUUGCAGUAGUGUUGUGAUUUAAGCAAACUGAUGAUUUUGAGUAUUUAAGAGGAACUGAAUGCAUGCAACUUCAUUCACAAAUGAAUUUAAGGUGCGGCAUAGCUUAUAUGUAGUGCAGCUUCCAGAUUUGCACCCCAUUAUGAUGUCUAUCAUCUGGAGAUGAAAUAGAAAACUAGAGGUUGCUAUCUAGACAACAGCAAACCGUGGCUGCAAAAAAUAAAGGCGCUUUUCAAGGUUCAUUAAGCACUAAUCAAUGCCUAGAUUAAGACUAAGGAAUGACAAGUCUCAGACGAUUUGAAAGGGUGUGUUUCAUGCUGUUAAGAAAUUCAAGAGCCAGACAAGGCCGUCCCGCAGUCUAUUUAAUUUAACAGAUAGUCAUCUAUUAUACAUUUCUUAGAGGACUGAGAGCGUACUGUAUGUCUUUCUCAAAACUUUAGAGCACACAGUAAAAAGAGUAGGAAAGAAAACAAUCUGAGUGAAAGGAACACAAUUUUGGAAAAGGACCAGCUUCCUUCUGUUCCCCAGCCCCCAGAAAAACCACCAAUUAAAGUGACAUUACUGCAGAACUGUGCCGGAAAGCCAAGUGGAUGCUGCUUGGAUCCAGUCAAGCAGUUCACAGACUGA
Messenger RNA from Podarcis lilfordi (Lilford's wall lizard), 54131 nucleotides. Lineage: Eukaryota; Metazoa; Chordata; Lepidosauria; Squamata; Lacertidae. The record is from the annotation of a GenBank genome assembly.